Messenger RNA from Podarcis lilfordi (Lilford's wall lizard), 73828 nucleotides. The record is from the annotation of a GenBank genome assembly. Lineage: Eukaryota; Metazoa; Chordata; Lepidosauria; Squamata; Lacertidae.
ACGUCAAGGCCGGGCGGAGGGAACAGAAAUCCUGUCAGGCUCCGAGCAAGGAGGCUCCCUGCCGCCUUAACCGUUUCCACAGAGCGGGCUGCGCGCGGCAAACGUCGCUUCCUGGGCGUUCGAAACCGCCACCCAGGCCGUUAGGACCUCGCCUUCGACCGUUAUCCCGGGAGCAACGGAACACCCACCUCGUCGCGAGACGGGCACCUCGGGGCACUUCUGAGAAAGUGGCAGCAGCAGCAGCGAUGGCGGACAGCCACGGUAUUUCUUAAAAAAGAGAGAGAGAAAAGAUAAAAGGAAAAAAAACACACACCACCCCUCAGGUAACAAGAGCAGCGGCUGGUAGAGACUUAAGGAGGAGGGCGGGACCAGACGUGAGGCUGUUGCUCACUCUUCCCCAGGAAAAAAAAAUAAAAAUCAACAACGUUUCAAAAUGGCGGGUUGUCAAAGGGGAAGAAGGAAGCGGGAAAUCGCUGGCCAAUCGGCGCUCGGGCCGUCUGGCGUGUGAGGCGGGGUUUUGAGAAAGUGACGGGCAGAAAGGAAAGGCCUCGCGCCGCGAACUGGGUGAAAGGGAGGUUUUGUGUUGGGGGGGAAGCUCCAUGGCGCAUGCGUGCAACUGGGGGUGGGGGCGGUUCGGAAGUUGCCAUGGUGGCGCCCUCGAGCAUGCUUGCUGCUGUAGUUGGGGGGCCGGUCCGAAUGGCUUUUGUUUUUUUUUAAGUGGCCGCAAGAUGAAAGCGCAUUUGCAACUCCUGAAGGGGAAAGGGACCAGAGUGCAGCCCAAUGAGAGCUCUGGUUCUUCUGCCAGCUCAGGCGCGCUAAGCAUAGAGAGAAAACCCCGUGUCCAUAUUGCCACCGAUCUGUAAAAUCUACCAACAACAACAACAAAAAUUUAUUAUUUAUACCCGGCCCAUCUGGCUGGGUUUCCCCAGCCACUGGGUGGCUUCCAACAAAAUAUUAAAAAUACAUUAAAUACUAUGCUGCUCCUGCAGCCGCGUUAAGGAUUGGAAUCAAUUAUGUAUUGUAUUUCUUUUUAGAUUUGUAUACUGCUUUUUUACCAAAAUCCCCAGUGUGACUCAUAACAUUAAUAACAUAUUUCCGUUGAAAACCUUCCAGUUUCAAUAUUAAAAGACUACAAUACAGUGGAACCUCAUGUUACAUACGCUUUAGGUUACAGACUCCGCUAACCCAGAAAUAGUACCUCGGGUUAAGAACUUUGCUUCAGGAUGAGAACAAAAAUUGUGCUCUGGCAGUGUGGCAGCAGCAGGAGGCCCCACUAGCUAAAGUGGUUCUUCAGGUUAAAAACAGUUUCAGGUUAAGAACAGACCUCCGGAAUGAAUUAAGUACUUAACCCGAGGUACCACUGUAAAUGGACUCUCGAGGAGAGAUGGGAGCACAAGAGAGAAAACAGGGUAGAAUAGAUAUAGUAUAUGGGUAAGUUAUUGGGUGAAUGAAAGGCAAUGCACCUGUGUGCAAUGUAUGUCACUGAGUGUGUCUGAUCUACUUGGGCACAUGUGCUUUUGUUUACAGGUAUCAAAAUGAUGCAGUCUUCAAUAUCCCUGCCUUCGAAAGUAAAAUUAGAUGGAAGAUUCUACAAUAUGUACAGAUGCAUGAAAUAUCCUCAGCAGAAUUGUAGGAAGUCUGUAAGAGGUACUGUGGGCUAGUGGUCAUGUUAAAAACCAUGUUAGUAAUUCUUUGUAAUAUUUAUUAUUUAAAUAAUAAAACCUAUGAAACUUGGCUCCAUUCACACUGUAGUCUGAUACCUACUUUCUAGGAUUAAGUCCCUCUGAACUACACACCUCUGAAUAGGAUUGUGCUGUUAGAAACAGUUAUUAUUUCCAUUCAUGGUGAAUUAUGUCUUACAGAGAACAACAGAGAUACAUUUCUCAUUGUUGGAAUAAAUGUGUUUUGUUUCUAUUGACAUCCACUAAGUUUAUAGAAAUGUAAUUAAAAAUAAAUAUUACUACUAUUGACGGAUCAAGCACACACUAGCGAAAAUUCCACUGACCUCCAGCUCCUCCUUCCAGUCCAAAGUGCAAAAUACACAUCAAGAUGGGUAUGUAAAAAACUAAACUGAAAUCUGAAACUGAACUAUUCCAGAUAGAGGCUGCUGUUAUCUUGAAUGCCAGCAUGCAACUCUGUAAAUGGAGCUCUGCCUAAAGUAACAAGGGCAGUUGAUAGUGAUUAGGUACUGUGGAAUAAAAAGCUAAGCUAAUAAUUAUGUUAUCACAUCUUCAAAGACUGAGGAGUAUUGUGAUGAAACAAAAGUUUAAAAUCACGAUACAAAGAUAAUAUAUUGUUACAUUGCUGGUCUCACAUAAUAAGACACAAGUCUAGUUCAGUCAUAGCUACAAAACAUAAGAAUGAGCCUGAACAAUCUUUGUGUUCGCACACUCCCCCCUUGUCCCUUCCACAUGUAAGGGGAAGAUCUGGAAGCCUUUGCUUUGGAAUUAACCACAGUUUUCCAUUAUGCCUAAGCUUUGAGAACUGCUUUGUUCUAAUGGUUCAUUGACGAGCCAGCAUAUCAAAUAAUGGAUUGCUGUUGCAUCUAAAAACGUUAGAAUGGUAUUUAUUUCAUUGACUUUGAUGGAUCGGAAAUGCUAACCUCUCUUCCAGGCUGGAUUCAUACAAUGGCAUCAGUCUUCAUAGCAUUUUGAAGUUAAUUAUGUAUUUGUAUGGUAUAUGAAUUAAACAAAAAAGUGGCUGGCUUCUUUUAUGUUAAAGUUCCUGCAAGCUUUAUGCUCUUAAUUCUGGGAAAGUUGCCUGUAAAAAAUAUGUAAACAUUUAUUUGUAUCAAAUCACCUGUGAAUUGACUACAAUAAUAUUCCUCUGUAAGUCUGGUUAUAUUUAUAAACUACAGACAAAGAAUAUUUCAGAUUUGUUUCUUUUAUUUCAGAACAGAUAUAACUAUGUUUUACAGGUCCAUUCUGUUUUUCUGUGCAGUUCUUAUGAGUACCCAUAUAUUAAAUAUUUGUUGGAUAUAUAUUAAAUGCAGUGAGUACACAGGAUUCCUUUCUUUUGAGGUUGAGCUUCCUUAUUUCACACCCCAACACACAGUAGCUGUGGCAGUCCUUAAGAGACAGACUCUUUCUAACACUCUACUCCUGAAAUGCAGAAUGAAUUUGCCUUUUGUAGGAAGAGGAGGAGGAGGAGGUGGUGCCUUCUGACACAAACUGCCUGUAUCAAUUGCAGCGAGCAGACCGUUACAGUUGUAAAACCCCUCUUCAGACUAGGCCAGUUGCUGGAGGAGCAAUUGCACUAUUCACUACCCAAACCAAAUAUAUGUGGCAAAGAAAUCCCAGUAAUAGGUUGCCUAAGACUGCUGAGGUAUGCAGAUUCUGAACUGCAUCUCCUCUGGAAAAUAUAGAAGGGUGAUAAGUUAGGGUGAAAGGGAGUAUAGAAGGCAAACAAGAGUUUAAAAAGGACUAUGUAGUUGCAGAAAGAGAUUUUUUGAGACGUUACCUGAAGCUGUCAUUGGUUUCUUUAUCUGCUGCAUGGAAGAAAUGGCUGCAUUUAUGAAAGAAGAAGCAAGCUGUAAACAGUGAAAAGAAAUCCUGGACUGCUUGCAACUCUAUUAACUGCCAAAGCACAGGAGAAAGGUGAGAUUCCCCUCUAUGCAUCUGGACAAUGGUAAAUAUUAGGCUUUUUCCUAUAUAUUGUCAUUCAUACUGUGGAUUUAAUCUUCUGUCUCCUGAACAUUUCUGCCUGCAAGUUUCCUUCUGAAAACCAUCAGCUUUAUACCAUUAUGGCGAGGCAUUGCUUUCAUACUUGUGGUGAUGAGAUGUGUGUGUGUGUUAGUUCAACUCUGCAUGUUGGGCAUGAUGCCUUCUAGAGAAUCAGUUACUCUUUUACCACAGUUUUCUUGAAGCAGCUACACCCAUUAACAUAGCAUUGCCAGUCUGCAAACACAGUAAAAACUUGUGGUUCAGUUGAAGUUAGUGAAAAUUUGCCAUUGAGUUAAAGAGAUCCAGAAAGUUGUUCAUGCAGCCCUAAUCAGGACAUCAUGGAUCUCCACAAGUUAAAUACAUUUUGGAACAUUUUCCAGACCAAGCCAUCUCCUUGCAAAAUAUUAUCAUACCCUAACAUCUGACAAAGUAAAUGCAUACUGUACAUUAGUCUUAAAUCAGGUUUGUAGUGGGGAAACAAAUGACUUCUCUGGAGUGUAAUAGCAUGUAAGAUAAUAGUUUCCAAAUUUAUAUUUUGUUGUAGCAUGCAAAAAUACAUGUUCCCGUUUAGCUGUUUAUUUUUGUUAUGUAGUUCUUGGGUCACACAUUUUCAGAAUUGUGGAGAAGUUUUCAUUUUCAUCAGAACUGUUGAGACAAGAAUGUUGGUUUCAUCGUGGCUAACAGAAUGAGAUCAGGAAUUCCGCACUCAAAUCUUGCUCUGCCAAGAACUUGUCUUAGGCAAGCCACUCUUUCUCAUCCUAAUAUUACAGGAUUGUUGUAAGGAUUAAACUAGAUUUAUUUCUUAUUUAUUUGAAGCAUUUUUGCACCUCUUCAGUGAAAAAUGCACUCAGAGCAGUUUACAGAGAUAAGUAAUAUGGCAGUCCCUGCCUUCAGGUUCAAAAUCUAGAUGACAAUACAAAAGGAAAACUGAUGGGGAGGGAGAAGGAAAAAAGCAAUUUUGUGCACUAUUCAUUGGUUACAAAGGUUUAAAGACCAGGUGAAAUGGAGACAGUUUAAGGAGAGGAGCAACCAAAAGGUUGCAGCUUGCUCAGCAGGUACACUGGCGGGACUCUGCUUCCUUUCUCUUUGUCCAUUCUAGAAAUGGAGAGUAUGACUGUUGAUUCUUCUUGAUCUCCCAGCAGCUUGACGGUGGUAUCCUUCUGGGGCAAAUGUAUGAGUUGGGUAUUGGGGGUAUUGCAUUGCAAUGACUCCAUGUCAACAUGAUGGCUGGCUCCAGAAGGCAGUUCACGAAACAUUACUUGGCUCCAUGGGUUCUCCAGUAAAGUUCUGUUCAAUUAAUUGGACUUUGCUGUAUUUUUAUUGAUAGGCAGAUCUUCUGGUAUAUCUGGUAGGUUGUUCUAUAGGCUUCCUAUGCUAAAAUAGCAUCCCCACUCCCUGUAUUCAUUUGGGUUCCUGCUUUGUGGCUUCUAUUCUGUUCACGGCUUUCAAUCCAAGCUUCAUUCAUGUUCCCUUUGCUAUUAUUCAACUGGGUAUUUUUAUAUUCUUUAUUUUUAUGUGCAAAAUUGAGGCUAUUUCCUGUUAUUUUUAAAAGGAAGUAAUUGAAUCGCAUGAUAUGUUUAACAGUCCCACGAUAUAUUUUAACAGUCAUUAACAAAAAUCCAGUUUUCCACUGCCAUUAACAAUAUUCUUGUUGUGUGGUUGAUAAGAUGCUAAUUUCUUCAGGAAAUACAGGAUCUGUGGCAAACACAGGCAUUGUUCCCUGCAGUUCAUAGGGCAAGGUUUUCUCUAAUCUCACUGAACCUCUACUUUUGUCCUUAUUCUGCUUUAUUUAUUUUUCAAGGCUCCUAUAACUUGCCAAAUAUUUAACUAUCCAGGCUAACUAUGGAAGGUAUCAAAUCCUUUUCCAUCUAAAAAAACCAAAGUGAGAAUAUUUUUCUUUUUGCUAUCAAGAGGAUAUUUAAAGUCCACUGUGGUAAAAUUUUGGUCAGGUCAAUGACUAUUCUCUAAUUUUCCUAAUUUAUUCUUUAUUUGUACUGGGUUUACCAGACAAGUCAACACAAUCAUAUGAACGUCCACAUGGUGGUGUUGUGUCAGAAAGGAGAUCACAUAUACUUUGGUUCACAUGCUUGGUCAGCACAACACAAAUGUGAAUGAAUGAAUUGUUUAUUGUGGUCACAGGCAAAUAAAAUUUGGUAUGGAAAGAAAACAUAUAGCUCAUUAAAACAAUUAAAAACAGACAAAUACAAACACACAUUUCUCUCUCUCUCUCUGAAGCCAGUACUGUAGAAAGCUUUUCCUAAUCUGCACUGAAGUCAGAAAUUGUUUUUCCAACCCUCUCAGUAACACUGGAGGAAACAUCCCUUAAACAGAAUGAUACAAAAUUAGGACAUAUUCCCAGGGGAGUUCGGAGUAGAGGGAGAAUUAACCUCUCUCACUACACAGGCUACAGUACAGCAUAACAUGGUCAACAGGUUCUGCUCCAGCUCCACAAAUACAACCUGUCAAGAACUGAGAUCUUGCUCACUUAACAGUGCAGAAUGUAGCACAUUAAAAUAAGCAAGGAUAAAUGCUCUCCCAUUUGAACGAUGGUUAUAUAGUUUAGGGGUUUGCUAAACAGUAAUGAAAUGCAGAGUUUGUUACUGUGAAGAUGUAAGACGAUUAAUUGCUGAACAACAAAAAAACUGGGCCUCCUUUGACGUUUAAUUGCAGCAAAAUUGAGGAGAGAAGCCCAGCCUAAAUAUCUUCUUCCCAUUGACUAAUGAAAGAGUAUGAGAGUAUGAAAGAAUAUGCUUUGCAGCUACUGAAAAGCAUAAAUAUAACCACCAUUUCAGGACAUGAUCUCAACAAUUCAGCUGACUGAAUACACACAUCCAAAUAAAUAGCUGUGUUCCCCACACAAGAUAGUAAACCCAGUAUCUCCUGGAGGAAAGCAGACGGAACUCUUUCCACUUGGGAGUUUAACCCUGAAAUCCAAAUGGGAAUGCUGUAAGUUGGGUCAUGGACUUAGAUCAUAGGCUUGAAUAACAGGAGAUAAAGGGACACUUUGCAUAAGGAAGAACCCUGAAAUAACAUGCCAGCUAGAACUUCACAAUGUGACUGUGAUGCUCUUACCAUGUGCAGCAGAAGGGUUUUUCCCAGCAGCUUCACUGGGAAGGGCAACAUUUGAACCAAUCUUCUUUCUUAGAGGAAGUAAGCUGUGCCUUUACCAGCAGCUUGACCAGAAGAAAUUUAAUAGGUGAUUCCCCCCCUCUUCAUGGACAUAAACAAGGGAAAUAGAUUCCCCAGUGAAGUCCUUGCAUAUUACACUAUAGGUAAAAGUACUGCAGUAGAGGCAAUUAAAAGGAUGGCAACUCUGUUGUCUUGAAAUAAAGGGAUUAGGAAAUAAAUCUCCUAGUCAGCUUGGUGGAUGCAAAACACUCAGUGAACAACUGAGGAGACCUAUGGAUGUGGCUGGUAUUGAAGGAACAUCCAUUAUUUUCAAUGACAGCAUAUGCUGAAGUGAUAUUCUCACAACAUGUCAACCCCUAGGCUUAGCAUACCAGCUGUAAGAUGGAGUUGCAAAUAUACAAAACACCUGGCCAGAUUCAAGUUGUAGUCGGCAUGCUAUAUGAAGCCCAGAGUCUGUACAUGUGAAUUUAACCAGCCUGACAUAAAAUAAGGAAUACUGGAAACUCAUGGAUCCCCAUAUUUCCUUGUUUUGAGGCGGCCCACAUUAGUGAAACCACAACAUAUUUUCCUCUUGGAAUUCCUGACACUCCUUGAGUCUACUGGAAUUAAGCAAACAGAUCAGAUUUUUGUGGCAUGGCAGCUUUUUCUGACCUUAUUAAAAACCCAUGUUAAUUCCUUCCAUGUCAUUUCAGUUUUAAAGGCAUGUAGCCUGCGUUAACUAGGAUCUUAUCUGUGCAGAUCAUAUGCCAAAAGGGCUUGGCAUUUUCCUUCCGCAAAAAGGGCCUUGUGUUAUUAUUAUUAUUGCAACUUUUAAUCCUCAUUUGAAGGUCCACAAAAAGUACAUCUGUAUUACAGCGUAAUCCUACACAUGUUCACUCAGAAGUCAGCCCCAUUAAUGUAACUGGCGCUUAAGUGUGUAUAGUAAAUUUAUAGCCUGAGUUAAACUUCCAUCACACUUGCUAGUCCUUUUCUGGUGACACGAUAGUGUGCUAACAUGCUGGGAGGGGUGGAUGGGAGUUGAGUGCACUAACAUCAUCCCCUGUUGUCUUUCUGCUACUUUCAAAGUUGUGGAGGGAGUGGGGAGCCUCAUGUGCUCAUUUGAGAUUUGGGGGUUUUCAGGGUUUAAAAUGAUUGGUAGCAGGUAGAGAAAGCCCCCAGCUUCACAAGAUCUGUGAGUUAGAGGUCGAAUGCAAAGACAAUGGCAUGUGGGUGGCAUGAAGUGUGCUAGCCCCUCUCACAGGUUAACUCAACACAUUACUCCAAGACUUAAAGAGAAAUUUAGUGUUGAGAGAUUGCUGGGGCAUGCAUGACCUGAGUCGGGGGCGGGGCGCAGCAGUCUACAUACAGGGAAAAAAUGCUUUAAAUAAGUCAGAAAUUAAAUCAUUAUAAGAAAAGAAAAAAACCCUAUGCAAAAACACUCUAGAAAGGUUUUGUGCUCUCUGGCACCAUCUGGUGUUGCAUGUUUAUAAUGUAUUCAAGUCGCUGCUUUUUUGACUAAAGUAGCUAAGUCCAGGGUCUGCAAGCAAAGGUCUAGCAUAUUUGCAAAAGGAUUUACAGUGUAACCCCACAAGUAAUAUAUAUAGGUAGUACACCUCCUGCCAAAUACCUUCAGGAUUGCUCCUUUGAGUUUGAUUGAUGACACCACAGAAAGUUGGGCUCUGGAAGUCCCAGUCCCUAUUAUAUCACCAAAUGUUCUGUCCCCUGGGAGUUCCACUCUGGAAGAUAUGAUCCAGGAAGCAGAAGUCAUGUGUUUCUGAAUCUGGACCUUGCCCAUCAUUCCAUGGCAGAGGAUGUUUGCGGAUUCUCCUUUUAGAUAUUUGCCAGAAAAGCAAAAUCUAGAUGUACAUUACUUGUGUAUCUUAAAGAAUCAUAAUGUGAAUAAAAGCCAAAUUGAUUUGGUCUUACUCUAAAAGCCCUUGCUUCCACUUUCUGCAGCACAUUAAUCAUACUGGAUACUAAAACGAUGCUCUUACUCUGGUUUUCAGCAAUUUUAUGUUUAUUUUAUUCAUUUAUUCCAAAAUAUACUGCAAUAAAGCAAAUUCCGCAAACAAAGCUUUACAUAAGAAAUACAGAAGCAAUAUAAUACUUGGGUCUUCAAAACAGAAAUAUUUUAGUGUCCGUUUAGAAAUGAACAGCUUUAUAUAAUCUCUGAUUUUGCUAAUCUAGGAAAUAACUCUAUUUCACCCAGCGACUUCAGAAGGCGAAGGAAAAUGUACAUUUAAAUAGCAAGUUCUACAGAAACGGCCUGGCAUAUUUUCAAAAGGGUACAGUGUUACACAAAGACGCAACUGUGAAAGUAGCAAGCUUUCAGACCACUUACUGCAGUUCUCAUUUCAAGGAAUGGAAAAGUAAACAUUAAGCAAAGAAAGUUAAAUCUGUAUCUAGAAUAGCAUAAUAAACAAAAUUUAAGAUUGUUGGCUGGCCCAUUGCUGUUGUGAAUAUAUUUAUUAUUGUAUAAUGGCUAAUUUUGCUUGCUUAGCACCUUUUCCCAGUCCCUGCACUGAUAAUCCAAACAAGUGAAUACCAUUGUCAGUGUAUUAAAAAGAGAUUUUGGUCUUGUAAAACAGUUUUAAGAAUGCAAAUGGCAGUGCAAUACAAUACGGAAAGUAGUCAACUGAUCAUGUAUGUCUCAAUUUCUCUUCUAAUUGGCAGACUUUGGUACUUUUGCAUCCCCUUCUAGUGAAUGGAGUUUUCCCCACUGCUCUUCUGGGCUGUUUGGCUCCACAUGGAAUCAAUAUGCAGAAAGGGAAGGGAAUCCCAUAAUUCAGCAGGAGAAUGCAUUUGCUACCAUUUGUCCAUGGAACAUCCUUGCCCUUUAUUGGUGCAAACAGUUUGGAUGGCAGUUAGAAUAUUUUUCAUAAAUCCUGUCAGGUAUGUUUGAAUGACUACACACACACCUGGCAGUUGGCAAUAUACCAUAGAUAACUGCCAUGGUUGUGGGAAAAUAUAUCCACAACUACAAAAGCCUAUGGCAAUGGAUUUUUUAAUCUCAUGGAUCAUCCCUAAAACACAUUUCCAUUCCCCAAAACAAAAACAAUCUGUUAAUUUAUUGUUACUUGGAUAUAGGCAAACUGUUCUGAGUAGAUUUAGAUUUAGUAGAUUCCAUGAUUUAGGUUUAGUUAUACCUGCUUUGUUGGUCUUAUAGAAUAUAUUGGUUAAGUCUGUGCUAUGAACUAAUAGACUCUGAACACUAGAGGGAUUAUUUGUAUUAUAAUACAGCAACAGUGACAUCUUAAUGCUUGGGCUUGUUUACAACUACUCAGUGCUUUUUUUCUAAAACAAAAUGUUUAGGGGUACUCUCAUUUUCCUACUCAUAUUGAAAUACUGCCCCUCAAUGAGGCCAAACUUAGAUUCACAAAAUGUUUAGGGGUAUGCGUCCCCCCAGAAAAAAGCACUGCAACUACUUAAAAGACUGUAAUCCUAUGCACAGUAGAACCAAGGCCGACUGAACUCAAUGGGACUUAUGGCACAGUAAGCAAUUAUAGAAUUGUAAUGAAUCCUUUUGCAAAAAAAAACCCCCAUACCAAUUUAGUAAAGAAUUCAGUGAAGAUGCAGUUCACUGCUUGUAUUGAAAUAUAGCAAACAUUUCCUCUCUAACCCAGAGCUGGAUAGAUCUUGUUAUUCAUUAACCCAGUGGUUCUCAAAUUGUUUCUCUGAUCCACACUUUCAGUAUAAAAAUGUGCUCAUGCAACACCAGUUUUUUUUACUGAGAAGAAAUACAUUGUAAAACAAAAAUAAGAAACUCCCAGCAGUGCUUGAUUUAUAACACAGAACACAACUACUUUAUUAUAUGGUCAUGUGACAUCCAGAAAGUGUAAAACAAUGCAGCUACAUAAGAACAUGUAUCAUUACCUAAAUAUAAUUAUAAACAAGCCUCUUAAGUAUGCAUACAAAGUCAAUGAGCGGUGCGUCCUUGCAGUAUCACUUGAUGCUCUUGCUCUCAUUUUGAAAAGGUAUCUAUCCAUAUUCUGCAAAUAAAAGAAAAGAAAAAUGCUAUGCUAUGCUACACUUAAACGUUUAAAUGUUUCUUUAUUGUCCUUGAAUCUUCCCGCACACUUGCCACCCUCUCCUGAUACACCAGUGUUGUAUGCCACACCCUUUGAGAACCAUUGCUAUAAGCAAAUACAUUUAGGGAGAACAGAAACCUGCUGUUAGAUAUUCUAGUUCAAUCGAGCUAAUCCAGGAGUUCUAUGCCAUCUCCUGGUUGCUGUGGGUUCCAAGUUUCCUUUGUAUCACAGGAUGUGUUCAUAUUACCUACCACCUUUGAGUAGAGUGAGGUUUUUCCAGUGCAUUUCACACCUCGCCCUACCCCACCCAUAUGUUCAUGGCUUGAUUGGUGUUAAAUUCAUUUCUGCUUGUGUUUGUACCAGGGGGCAUUGACAGGCCAGAGAUGACUUUACCUUGCAUGGCAUGGGAGUGGGACUCAUCCUGGCUAAUCCUGAAACCUGUCGCUAGCUCUCAAAAUAAGUGGUUGGGAUGGUUUUCUCUUUCGUGUGGAGUUUCUGCUAUAGACAGAGGCCUAAUGGAUGGGUGGCUGCAAUUGCAAGCGCAUUGCUAGGACCUUGGGACCCUGUAAUUACAUUCUGCUGAUGGUUCCAUGUUAAAUUAAUGAACCUGCUGUGCACAAAUUAUUUAUCAUGCAUUAGUUAAUGAGCUGUCUCCCUAUAAAGAGAGAGAAAGAGACAUCCUCACCUCUCUGCGGGUCCCACAGGAGGGUAAACAGAAAUGAACUGCUCCUGCUCCAGCCCCAUUACUUUCAUACACAGAGAGAAGCUUGCUCUCCUUCCACUCAUGCCCAAACCUGCAGGAAGGAUGUGUAUAAGUCCAAUUUGCUCACUAAUCUUAUAAUCUCAUAAUCAGAAACACGAGAAAAAUAGAAAGCAGGUACAGAGACCAUAACACAUUUCUUUUUUAUCUGGGGUUGUAAUCCUGAGUGCAUAUCAUGGUUCUUUCUUCUGGCUUUGUUUGAUUUGCUUCUACUGUCCUCAACUACGUUCAUGGAUAGAGUGGUGUGAUUUAAGGAUGCAGCCCUAAUCUUGUUUACCUGAGAGUAAGCCCCAUCAAACUCAGUAGAACUUAUGUUUUGAGUAGUGAUGGUUAGGAAUUGCUUUGUAACACAGGUGCCAAUCAAAGUGCAGCACCUGCAGCAUGUAAAUCUCAGCAGUGCAACAGAUGUGUUCAAAGGGAAUCCUCCUGGCAGAUUGCCAGUAAUACUUGAAGAAUUUGUUGGGGGGGGGGGCGGGGAGAGAAAAAGAAACCUACUAUUAUACCUACCAGCAAGAGUGCAAAGGUUAAAGGAGUUGCAUGGAGUUUCACAAGAUCAGCAUAAAAUCCUUAAAAGGUAUCUAGAAUAAUGUAUGUUUGUGUGAGGACUAAACAAUUCGGUUACAGGUCCGUGACUUUGCCUAUACAGUGGUACCUUGGGUUAAGUACUUAAUUCGUUCUGGAGGGAUGUUCUUAACCUGAAACUGUUCUUAACCUGAAGCUCCACUUUAGCUAAUGGGGCCUCCUGCUGCUGCUGCGCCGCCGGAGCAGGAUUUCUGUUCUCAUCCUGAAGCAAAGUUCUUAACCCGAGGUACUAUUUCUGGGUUAGCGGAGUCUGUAACCUGAAGCGUAUGUAACCCGAGGUACCACUGUAGUAGAGAUGAUUCACACUUGGAUGCUAUUCUCCUCUCCAAAGUCAUCUGGUUGCAGGAAGUACAGUAUGUGUUGUCAUAUUAGUGGGGUAGGAGAGCUGAAAAAAAAUUCACAUCUGGCAACCAAUGAGCCCCUUUGGUUUCAGAUAGCACAUGGGUAGACGAGUCUAAAAAGCCAGGGACACAAAUUUUCAUGGCCCUCUAGUGGCUAUGGUUGCUCAUUUACUAGAACUAAUGUAUUUAAGAAUUAGCUCUGGAAGCGUAUACACGAUUCUGACCAAACUAAGCCUUCUAGACCAAAAGCCUCCUAAAGCAAAAGGGUUUGCAUUUUCUCUAAUGUGUUCUGUGACUUAAUUAUGCAUUGUGCAAGGAAAUACAUUUACUUUUCUGUUCGGAAUCCUUUUUUCUAGCUAAUUGCACUUGAUUGAUUUUAAGUUCUAGUAUUAUGACUGUAUGAAAAUUUCACUGCACCUAUCACAAUUUUAUAAAAUUACCAUGCUUUCCCUCAGCCAUCUUAAAAAAGAAAAGGUUGGACCUUGUCCUGAAAGCCAUAUUAUAAAUAUUUAUUUUAUUGCAUAAAGUUAAUACACUUUUGUCAAACACUUCAAAGUGGCUUACAAAGAGAAAAUAUAAAUAAAAUAAUAUAAAAACUAGUAAGGAAAGCAGAGGCCCUUGCUGGCUCUUAAUAAUGGGACCACAGUUUCCAUUCAUCACCCCCCCCCCGAACAUUUUUCUUUUAUUUGUUUCACUACAUUUAUAUUCCUCCUUCAAGGAACUCAAGACAGCUUUUACGCUGCCUCCCCUUUAUUUUUAUUUCCAGAGCAACCCUGUAAGGUAGGUGAGGCUGAGAGACAGCAAUGUCUGGUCUAUGCUCACUCAGUGAGCUUCAUGGCAGAGUGAGGAUUUGAACUCAAGUCUUCCUGGCUUUCUCAUAACAUAACUUUUCUUAAAAUAACUGAGCAGUAGUAUUUUCCAUUUAUUUGGAAUAACACCUUUGCAGUAUUAAUGGACACCAGGCGAAACACAAUGCAAUUUGCUUAAACCAGUUCACAGCAGCUACAAAGUUCCCUCAAAUGCAACAGUCACAUCUCAAAAAGUUGUUCAGGCAUCCUUUUAGCAGGUAAUAAUGUGUUUGAUCUUGUUCUUGUCUGGCAGGCUUCUUUGUUAAACCUGUUUGAGUAGUUCCCCAAACCCCUCCCCCCCCCCGGCCCGCAACAAUUACGGUAGUUGUCUGUUUAUUAAAACAAAUCUAGUUUUGCAAAUUACAAGGAACUUUCCUAGAAUUAUAGAACUAGAAUGAUAAAACUCUACGAGACCACCUUAUGUUUAUGACUUGAAUAGAUUAAGCAGAUCAGGAGAAAUGCUUAAAUAUAUUUAAUUUGUAUACUGAAUUAUAAAAGGAAGACACCUUUGUUAUGUUUUAUAAGAGAGAAUCCACAACCCACCAUGGCCACAGACGUGAAGAAACUCAAAUCCUUGUGUUGUUGUUGUUAUUUAUAUAAUAUGGGUGAGUCACUACCUCUCAUCCUAACCUAUUUCACAGUGUUAUUGUGGGGAUUAAUGUGUGCCAUCUUAAACUACUUAGAGAAAAAAGGCAGGAUAUAAACGCAGUAAAUAAAGUGGGCUGGGUGUCAGUUUACUACUGCUAAUCUGCCCCUUUCAGGGUGGUCGCUUUUGGGGAGGGGCUGAGCUAUGUGGAUUGCUGGACUUUGGCCCUCAUGUCCAGCCAUAGCUGCGCCAGUGCUGUAAAAUCACCUGUUGCCAUUAGCCCCAUGUUAGUGUGAUUGGGAUGCGGGUGGCGCUGUGGUCUAAACCACUGAGCCUCUUGGGCUUGCCGAUCAAAAGGUUGGGGGUUUGAAUCUGUGCAACAGGGUGAGCUCCUGUUCCUCUGUCCCAGCUACUGCCAACCUAGCAGUUCAAUAGAUACCUCUGCAGCGGAAAGGUAAAUGGUGUUUCCCUGCACUCUGGUUUAUGCCAUAGUGUUCCACUGUGCCAAAAGCGGUUUAGUCAUGCUAGCCACAUGACCCAGAAAGCUGUCUGUGGACAAACGCUGUCUCCCUCGGCCUGAAAGCGAGAUGAGCGCCGCAACCCCAUAGUCGCCUUUGACUGGACUUAACCGUCCCGGGGUCCUUUACCUUUACCUUUUUAGUGUGAUUGCUGAUCCUGUAGUUCUUUCAGUACUUGCUUCCAACACUGCUUGCACAGGUACUGAUUUAUAAUCCACAUUAUAGCACCAGUCAUGUCCACAUGCCUCUUGGAAGAUCUGCACAUGACAGAAUAGUGGGGUCAUGCAUUCAUCUUCUCAAAGCAUCUGCACAUACCCACUCAGUGUGUUCAUACAGUGAAAAAUGAUCGGGGCUAUAUAUAUAUUUCAUACAUCUUCCUACUAGGAGUUCUUUUUCUAUGUGGGAAAAAUGUUAUGUUUUGAAGCGCCCCUGUGUCUUAACAGAAGCUUUCAGAUGGAAAACGCUGACAUGUAACUAGUACUGACUGCCAAGAAAUUACUCACAAGUAAGAUUUUGGCAUUGUGGGUUGCGAUUCCUUCCUGGACUUUGAAAUGCAAGGGGUGGUGGUGAUUGCAUAAAUGACAUUUAAAGGAAUUGGCUUAUAUCUGAAGAAAAACAACAACCCCAAACAAAUCAAGUUAUCUAUCUCUUUUUUUGUGACCAAAUACAAGCACAUAACACAGCAGUAUGUGUUGAAGAAGUUAGAAAUUUUCUCAGUGCGCCCCUCCCACACUGCCCAGUGGUACAGUUGAGACAAUGGGGCUGUGGCUUGUGAAACCCUCCCCUGCUUCAGACCAGUGUAUAUGGUGCAGGAGGGCCUGGUCUGGCCUACUCAUGCUUGGCUUGCCUGACCAGGACUCCAGUGGGCAUAGCACACCUGCCAAGAGACCCGGAAAAAAUGGGACAUCCUGGUUUUUUUGCUUGAGAUCAUGGCAGCCAUUUUGGGUGCCACAAUAUCACAUGUUCUCAUGCCGUGCUCUCGUUUUUUGUGUUUUUUCUGGACUGCAAUCUCAUGCAGCUCCCCAAAACAUGUGUUUUUUGACACUGCAGAAGAUUGCGCUCUGUAAAAGAAAUGCUUUGGGGUGGUGGUGGCGCGAGAGUGCUGUGUGAGUCAUGUGACUUGCCUGGGAGCACUUCCCUGAAGAUGCGUGUCCUGGUUUUCGAUCGGAAAAAAUAGGACAGUAUGGCAUAGGUAAGUGGAAACGCUCUGAAUCUUGACCCUCUGCAGGCACUCUAGCUGCAGGAUUGUGUUACUUUUGGGGAGGAACCAUGUGGAUUGUCUGCCUCUAGCACGAAAGUGUUUGGGGUCAUCUCUGCCUGAAGCAAUACAAUGCACUCUGCUUAUGCUGGAUAUGUUGCAGCGAGGUUAUUUUAUCUGUGGAUGCCUUAAGCCAGAGCUUUCCAAACUGUGUGUCGUGACAAGUUAGUGUGUUGGUUGCUGUGUGCAGGUGUGUCGUGCGAAUGUUCCUCAUGCUCCUCCCAGGGCUGGAAAGGGAUUAGUUUAACCUCUGGUUUGCUAGUAAAACUGAAUUACAGUGGUACCUCGGGUUACAUAUGCUUCAGGUUACAUACGCUUCAGGCUACACACUCUGCUAACCCAGAAAUAGUGCUUAAGGUUAAGAACUUUGCUUCAGGAUAAGAACAGAAAUCGGGCUCCGGUGGUGCAGCGGCAGCAGGAGGCCCCAUUAGCUAAAGUGAUGCUUCAGGUUAAGAACAGUUUCAGGUUAAGAACGGACCUCCGGAACGAAUUAAGUACUUAACCCGAGGUACCACUGUACUGUGUUGCGAAAUGAUGCAAAACUGAAUUACUGUGUCGCAAAAUGAUGCAUGUCUAAAAAGUGUGUCACCAACAUGAACAGUUUGGAAAGCUCUGCCUUAAGCAGUGGUCUUAACCACUGCUUUGCAGGUCAAAAUAUUACUUGUGUUUAGUGCAGGAUAGUAAGCAGAUGCCAAAAGUAAGCAUGCAACUUAAGAAGACUGUACACUGUCCUUUGUAAAACACUGUAUCCACAGAGAUACAGCGGAACCUGAGCAAAAAUUAAGCUGUGGCAGCCAAAGGAAAAGGAAAAGGUCUGUAUUUCAGUACAAGUGAAAGUAUCUGUGAUCUGCUUGUUUUGAAUCUGCUAUCUUAAUCUCAGGAAUGUAGCAUUUUGGUAUUGGGUGUGAGGUACAACAUUCCAAAGGGAUUAUUCUUAUUAGGCUUCAUCCUUUGCUCUGAACUGCGGAGAAGCAAGUUUGCCACUAAUCAUUAGCGGAGCUAGGCACUGAUACACACCUAUAUUUUGUACUGCAUAUCCGUGCAGACCGGAAACUAGAUUUUCCACCCAGGAAGCAAAUAUGUGUUGUGUGAGUAUGCAGUGUAUGUAGCAAACGCUUCUGUUAUGCCCAGUGUAGAGCAUGUGGUCAAAAUGUGCUGCUUUGCACCCAAAUGGUGAAAAGAGUGUUAAGGGGGUAUAUGUGAAAGGUCUUAAGGCAAAAAACCAAAAUGAAGAAAUGUUUAUUCCUGGGACCAUAGUCCGUCCUGAAUCAGGGACAUACAUACAUUGGAUGUACACAGUGUAUGGAACUUGCUUCCACAGGAGGCAGUGAUGGCUACCAUCUUGGAUGGCUUUAAAAGAGGAAUAGACAAAAACAUGGACGAUGGGGCUACCAGUGGCUACUAGCCAUGAUGGCUAUGCACUGCCUCCAUAGUCAGAGGCAGUAAUGCUUCUAAAUAGAAACUGCAGGAGGGGAGAGUGCUCUUGUGCUUGGGUCCUGCUUGCACGUUUCCCACAGGCAUCUGAUUGACCACUAUGCAAACAGGAUGCAGGACCACUGGCCAGAUCCAGCAGGCUCUUUUUAUGUUCUUAUGGAGAUGUUUAGUGGGCAAUGAGCCUCUGUAUCAUUCCCACCCAAACAGAUGGGCAGGGGCUGUAGCUCAGUAGCAUAACACAUGCUUUUCUUGCAGAAGGUCGCAGGUUCAGUCCUUGGCUUUUUUGGGCCGGGUGGGAAAAGACUUGCCUGAACCUUUGAAGAUCUUCUGAACUGGACCGAUGACUUAACUCAUAAGGCAUCUGGCAAAGGAGCUACUAGUAAACUAGCCAGAUAGCAAGGAAGCUUCACAGUUAGUAAGCCAUCAUCUUGACCCUUAGAAGAGCUUCCAUGCCAAUUUUCCAAUGACUUCCAGAAAAUUCAACAGGACAAAUCAAGCAGAUUGCAAUCUGGAAUACAUUUAAGAUGGGGCAAAACCUGCCUCUCUCCCUAGCUUCUGAGCUCACCAGGGUCAGAUCCAGCCCAUACCUCCCAGAGCAGCCCUUUGUAUUCUCCAUUAAGUGAAUAGCUGAGAUUCCAAAAAAGAAGAAGAAGAAUGAAGGACUGCACUCAAAUACAGUCCUGUAGUUGAGCUGAAGUCCAUCUACUAUCUCUGACAUUGAGUUGUUUUGCUUUCAUUGUCAGGUACCACAAAUAAGUGUAAUGAGAUUUUUUGAAAAUGAGCUAUCAGAAAUAAAGUGGCAAGAUUUUGCUGUUUCCUGGUAGCUAUUUUGUGUGUGUGGAGGGGGGUUGUACAUUUAUGCUGUCAAAUGCUGAAAAAUAGAACUGCUGAGUGUCAGAGCACCAUGACUCACUUGUACCAAAGCUGAAAUGCACUGCAAAAGAAAGUACAUUUCGGCUCUUCCAAAAUAGCUUACAUUAUUGUUUUCAUGAAUGGCACCAGGUUCUGGAAGGGUGUAUGAAGGGGCUGAUGUAGGUCGCCUUUGAACUACCUUUCUCAGGAGGCUCUGUAACAUACAGGAACACCCCCUCAAUAUACCCACCCAGUCCAUCCUACUGAUGAAAAUUAUGCCAGUUGGAUGUACUACUGAAAUAUAAUCCCCAUCAUCCCUCAUCAUUGGCCGGGGUGGCUGAUGGGAGUUGGAAUCCAAAACAUCUGGCUAGCACCAGAUGGAUAGGCUAUCUUAAUAGUGUAAGAUUAUUGUGUCCUGUUACAUUAUCAGGGGUCCCUAGUCUGUCUAAAAUUCUUUUCAGUAUGUGACAAUUUGCAGGAGUUGUCCAGGCUUAAAUUUAUAUUAGUUCUGUUUGUGCCAAGAUAUAAUAAUUGACACAGUUUGAGAUACAUUCUGAAGUAAUAUUUAAAAGUUGGGAUCAAAUCAAUGCUCAUACUGAAAUAUGGUCAGCAAUAUGCAUAAAGUUAUAUUGUAAUGUCAUUUAGAGAGGUGUAGAUGUGUAUGUAGGACGCGGGUGGCGCUGUGGGUUAAACCACAGAGCCUAGGACUUGCCGAUCAGAAGGUCGGCAGUUUGAAUCCCUGUGACGGGGUGAGCUCCCGUUGCUCACUCCCUGCUCCUGCCAACCUAGCAGUUCGAAAGCACGUCAAAGUGCAAGUAGAUAAAUAGGUACCACUCUGGUGGGAAGGUAAACAGCGUUUCCGUGCGCUGCUCUGGUUCGCCAGAAGCGGCUUAGUCAUGCUGGCCACAUGACCCAGAAGCUGUACGCCGGCUCCCUCAGCCAGUAAAGCGAGAUGAGCGCCGCAACCCCAGAGUCAGCCAUGACUGGACCUAAUGGUCGGGGUCCCUUUACCUUUUAGAUGUGUACUAUUUAAAUCUGAAGAAUGGAGCAAGCAACAAGUGGGAACUCUACUGCAUUUUAAUGUGAAACUAUUUUUACACCCUAGCAUUGAAGUGAAGGGACCCGUGCUUAAUUCACUUAAUUUGAGUGCUGUAAUAAAGGGGCAGCAAAAAACAUCUGAAGGCAUUGGUCCCAAGAAGCUGACAUCUGUGAUCUGAGAGUAUUUCCUCUCCCCUGAUUACAGGACUGUGUGUUUGUUCUUUAUUACAGUGAAAAUGAUCUGUUUGCCCAACUCUGUCUUCCUGAUCUUCCAGUUUUCAGUGCAAUGUGUGCAAUGUAACUUGACUGCCUAGAAUUGUUGCAACGUUAGGUAGGUCAUUAAGGCAUGUAAUUAAUUGUAAAAAGAUAGCAUCGCUUUUGGCACACAGCCAAAGCCAGAAAGUUAUAGGCAUAUACAGUGGUACCUCGGGUUACAUACGCUUCAGGUUACAUAUGCUUCAGGUUACAGACUCUGCUAACCUAAAAAUAUUACCUCAGGUUAAGAACUUUGGUUCAGGAUGAGAACAGAAAUCGCGUGGCGGCGGCGCAGCAGCAGCAGGAGACCCCAUUAGCUAAAGUGGUGCUUCAGGUUAAGAACAGUUUCAGUUUAAGAACAGACCUCCGGAACGAAUUAAGUACAUAACCAGAGGUACCACUGUAAUCUGAGGACUAUUCAAAUUUCUGAACAUGUCUAAUAAUAACCUGUUACGAUUUAAACUGCCCAACCCUGAUAUUGAUUCUGCGUCUGUGUGCUUUGCUGUAUUCAUUUGCCCUUAUUCCCAAGAACAAUUAGAACUGUAGCCUAAUUGUACUGCUGUUUGUACAACCCUUACAGAGAUAAUUAGCUGCCCUAAAUCUGAAACAAAACAAAAUGCUAAAUGCUUCCAUAUUGUGCUUUCUGAAACUGAAAUGCUUUGGAAUGAGUUACAAUGGUGUCUAGGAAAAGGUUUUAAGUCCUUUUGAGAACUUACAGUGACCAUGUGGAAAGACUUCCUGCACAUAAUCUGUGAAUCUACCACUCCUUUUUCUGUUUGCAAAAUACUGAAAAAACACACACACACUGAGAGAAAACAUACAGUGAUGCACAGGUGGGUUCUCUGUUUCCAGUCAACACAUGAGGGAGGGGAAAGAAGAAUCACACAUCCCUCUUCAUGGGUUUAUUUAUUUUUAUUUAUGUAUUUAUAUAUUAUGUAUUCAAAGCCAUUUCUAAACAGCUUAAUGUUUUCAAAAUCUCUUUAGUGGUGCAUGCUAUGUACAAUGUAAAAAUAUCAUUGUGACUUGUGUUAAGUGUAGAAUAACAAUAUUUUGAAUACGGGUAUGAAACUGGGUGUUUGAUUUGGAGGUCGUCUUGAAAUGUCACAGAAGCCUUCUUCAGAAAUAAUUAAAUAAACACAUGAGGAGGAUGAGCAGGAGAAGCAGAGAUGAGCGAACUAGCUCCUGCCCAUAGCUGUUUUUGUUGCCCUCCAUCUUGCGGAGGGUAAUAUCAGCUAUAUAUGUUUUGGAAUGAAUAGAGAAGACAGCCUGCUGCAGAGGUUUGCUCUCCACUUGGAGCUGCCUUUGCCAGCCUGGUGACUCCAGAUGCUUUGAACUAAGGCCAGGGCUGAUAGAAACCAUAGUUCUAGAUAUCUGGAGGGCGUCCGGCUGAAGCAGGCGGAUUGGAGAAGGGGAAUGGUAGCCAGGUGGGAGGGCAGAGCUAGUGUGUUGUCCCUUCUCCCCUUGUGUGCUUGCUUGGCUCUUAAUGGUGAGACUUGAAGAGACCUAAAGACAUAAUGCAAUGAGGGUGGUUUUUGUUCAAUAAAUUGCAAGUUACCCUGCAUUUCAGGAUCUCUAAGAGGCACCUGUAUUGGGGUUUGGGAAGACAUAUGCAAAAUUUGUGUACCUUUUAAUUAAUAAAUAAUUUGUAAGGCACAUAUUUAAUUGGCGAAAUACCUCUUGAUAAUAGGCAUACAGUUUGACCUGCUUUUGAUGUAUGAAAGCAUUCUAUCUCUUUGAAGAUGGAUGUUAACACCCUUCCUUUCUUGGUCAGCUCUAAUUCAUGGCUUGAAAUGUUCCAAAACCAUUAGCUAUACCAGUCCGAAAUACAUCUGAAAGACAUACACUUGCAUAUAGUGAUAGAAUAAAUGCUAUAUUUAAGGUUUAAGCAAUUUGUAGCUAGUAUGUCUGGUAAGAUCUACACUUUAGAACUAUGUGACCUGAUUACACAAUCAUGAAUAGAAGGCUUCUCUUUAAUCUUUUCUUAGGCUGCAACCCAAUAUUAUACACACCUCCCUGUUUGGUAGAACAUCACAUUGGCGUUUACUUCUGAACUGACCUUUAUAGGAUUACACAGUUAGCUGGUUGGAUUAUAUAUGUAUUCAUCUAAAACCAAAUUGGAUGAGGCUGCUCCCAAGACCAACUUUGUGCUCUUUUUUUUUUUAACCUAUCAUGUGGCAAGCACCCCCAGAAUGACCUGGGUGAAUGGUUGCAAGGGAUGGACUAUUCUUAAAUCAGUGUUAAUCACUUUACUUUUACAAAGUGAUUAAAGGUUCUUAAGUAUUUGUACAGCAUCUUAAAAAGCAGAGACAUCGCCUUGCCAACAAAGGUCCGUAUAGUUAAAGCUAUGGUUUUCCCAGUAGUGAUGUAUGGAAGUGAGAGCUGGACCAUAAAGAAGGCUGAUCGCCAAAGAAUUGAUGCUUUUGAAUUAUGGUGCUGGAGGAGACUCUUGAGAGUCCCAUGGACUGCAAGAAGAUCAAACCUAUCCAUUCUGAAGGAAAUCAGCCCUGAGUGCUCACUGGAAGGACAGAUCCUGAAGCUAAGGCUCCAAUACUUUGGCCACCUCAUGAGAAGAGAAGACUCCCUGGAAAAGACCCUGAUGUUGGGAAAGAUGGAGGGCACAAGGAGAAGGGGACGACAGAGGACGAGAUGGUUGGACAGUGUUCUCGAAGCUACCUGCAUGAGUUUGACCAAACUGCGGGAGGCAGUGGAAGACAGGAGUGCCUGGUGUGCUCUGGUCCAUGGGGUCAUGAAGAGUCGGACACGACUAAAUGACUAAACAACAACAAGUAUUUGUACAACUAUUUUGUGAAAUGAAUUAGUCAGGCUACUUGAUGUGGUUGAGAUGGUGCCUGAAUCAAUCUCUUUGAAGUCCAGAAGCUCAGUAUUGAACCUUUUGGGACAUCUAUUUACAGAUUGUUCAAUGCCUUCCCACCUAUCAGAUCUCAGUUUUAACACAUGUGGUCAGUGAUGGCAUUUGACACAUAAUAUAUAUUUGUUUAAGGGCUAUGCUGAGCUAGUUCAGAGCUAACAGAGCUAUCUACAUUCAGUAGUUCUUUCAUUUUCUUCAUUGUGUGGACUUCAGCGACACUGGAUUGUUCAUUUCAUUCAUCUUAACUAUUUUUACUUAUAUUAUUUUAUUUCUCUAUAUCAGAUGAAAUAAAUGUUUAGAGGAGGAAAAACCCACCAGUAACUUCUGUACAGUAUUUGUUUCUGGUAUGGGAGAAUGAGAGAUACCUGUGGUGACAUGGUCUGUUGCAUUCCUUCCCAUAUUGAAGAGCCCAUGUUAUCACUGAAGCUUCUUAAAAGAGUUUUAUUAAAUUCUGUUUGAUAGGCUAUAUUCACAGCUGAACACCUUACAUAAGAUAGCUUAAUUAUGGUUUAGCUCAAGGGGAUAAUUAAAACUUCAAGUCUGCAGUUCAAGACUGAUACGUGCAUAAAAGUAGACUGAUUUUGAUUUUUCUGGUAGCAAGCUGAAAUGAAUCUUAUAUUUCAGGUGGUAUCGGAUAGCAAAGCAAGGAUAUAAAAAAACUGCAUAUAGAACCCCUGAGUUGUAACACAAAACGCCACUUCUUAAUCUUCUUCAUUCCUUACAAAAAAAAUCACUCUCUUGUCUCCCCAUGCCAGUGGCCUCAUGCAGCACAUACAUUCAGCAUGAAUUCAUUUCCUUGUCAGUCCUUAGACUCUCUCUUCUUUCUUCCUUCUCCUUAACCUUCUCCUCACAACCCAACCUACAUUCCUCAGGAAUUCCCCUUCAUGCACAACUUGUAAUCUCUUUCCCUUUCUGGCUCCUGGACUCCUUUUACUAGAGUAUGCAGCUUGCGGUGGUUGCAAAGGACAAGCCUCUGAGACAGUGUCAUAGGUGACACAAAAAAGCUCCUUCAGUCUGGCCCCGUGCUAUUCUGCCACUUGCAAUUAUCGUCAGUCUGGCACAAGAUGAUGAGAAAUUUGCUGUACAUUCUAGACAAAAAAAUUGAUUUGAUCCUUACUUUUGUAUAGUAUAGUAGGUUACAUUUUGCCUCUGGCUGCACCAACUACUGCCAUCUGGUUCCCACAGAGUUGCCCAUGAGGGAAUGCUGCCUUAUGCUAAACAAAGAUUUCCCCACCCUGGGUUUUUAAAAAAAAACCUUAUGUGAUAUAGUAGUAUAAACACCGACAAUUGGGAAACACUGGCCUGCGAGCGCUCCAAUUGGAGAAAAGCCUUUACCAAAGGUGUAAUGGACUUUGAAGACACUUGAACUCAGGACGAAAAGGAGAAACGUGCUAAUCUUACUCAGCUACGAGUGAUUGCCAAAGAAGAAUGUGUGUGUGUGUGUGUGUGUGUGUGUGUGUAUACAUAUAACAUAUCACCACCCCUUUUCCAGUUACAGCCAGAUUUGCCCUCCAGUGCCAUAUUUUUAGGAGUGUACUCUAAUUUUUGCCAUUAUCCAAAGUAGUCCCCCCGCUACUAUUCCCAGAUUUUGAUGCAAUUCUUAAAACAGAAGUAUUAAAAAAAUAUUACUACCAUAUCAUAUAUCUGAAGUGUGCGAUCAGUCAUUUCCCCCCUGUCUCUGGAUAGGGUUGCCACCUUUCCCCCCUGAUUGGGUUCCUGUACCUUUAAACAGAUCUGUCACAAGCAGAAAUCAAACAGGUGCAGACCUUUAAGGCACCGCUGUUGUUUUUCUGCCUAUCCUGCAGCUGUUAAAGGCACAGGAGCCUGCUGGAAAUGAAAGGUAACAAUCCUAAGCCUGCUAUACGUGGCUGUCUGCCAUAUGAACAAUAUUGGGUGCAUCUAUCUGUAUUUGAAUAUUUAGCCACACCUAAAACUGGGAGGUUGGGGCGAUCACUCUCCUGCGUUUAUCCACUCGGAGUUCAGCAAGAAGUUGUUCAUUUUAACAGCAAAGGAAGUUGUGCUAUCUGGGUUCCUGGAGGGUUAAAAACAAUCACCUGCAUUUGAAAUGAGACUUGGAAGUAGGAAGUGUUGCUGUGGCUUGAGCUUCCUGUAUAAAUAAGUGUAGCUUUCUUACAGCUACUGCAUAUGUGCGCGACGUGCAUUUUAAGAAAUAAUGGCAACAUGCUCUUAAUAGCUGGGAGGAGAUUAUUCUUCGGAACGAGGAGACGGUUGAGAGAUGAGCCCUGCUCCAGACCUAUAACGUGUGAAGCUUUCAGAUGCUGGGAGAAGGAAGGAAGCGGUGAGAAAUGAAACGCGUUUCUUCAGACUCUGAGCUUUUGCUGGCGGUGACAUGUCUUGGAGGCACUGAAGUGUGAGUGAAGCUAUUGAAAAGUCAAACGUUUGGGAGCGAAUCCUGCUCUCUUUUGGCAAGGUAUGCUGGAACGAUCUGCAUUUCUUUAUAGCGGGGGCAAUUAAGUAAGGGCUGUCAUUUUCCUUUCCAGUUCCUAAAGGGCAAAAGGAGGUGAAACCCAAUCAUUUUGGGUACUUGGUUUUUUUUAACAUACACAGCCAGCACUGUAGUUCAUCUGAGGCAAAACUGGGUUUCUUAGAAAUUAAAUGCCAAUGUUAGAGCAGUAACUUAUGCACUUUCUUCGGUAGGGGUGGUUGGUUUUAUCAGUAUAGCUUUGCAGAAAUAAAUGCUCACUUUACUUGUGUGGGGCAAACACUGAAAAGUCUUUAAGAUGAUUUCAAACCAAGUGAUCAUUUUAAAUUUGUUCACUCCUAAUGGAAACUUCAAUUCUGUUCUUUAAAUAAAAGGAUGAUCUGAAAGAUGUUAAGGAGAGGAUCUAUUUGAAAAGAUACAUACUUUGUGUUUGUGUCAUGUAAUUUGCAGCACAAUUCCAGAAAUAUUUUGCAUGGUGGAACUAUGUCUGACUAUAGAGACAGUUUUUUUUGUUUUCUCUAAUUGUUUUUAAACUUCAGGAAUAACAUACAGAAUAUACGUAUUUUUAGUUCCUAUUGUAGUUUUACUAUUCUAGGCAGAAAAUGAAAGCCACAUGCUUAUGUGUCUGCAUAUUUAUAGUAAUUUUGGAUACAGUGUCUUGUUCCACCAUCCUAGUGUGAAGUGCCUUUUGCACUUUUCCUGUGAAUGGCUGUUGCUUUAAGAGUUUGCUUCACAGAGUGUAAGUCAGUUAUAAUGCCCUGAACUCCAGUUAAAUAUCUUGGAAGGUUUAAAGAAAUGGUGUAGUAUGAUUUCUCUGCCUUAAUAUGUGCCAGAUAUAUUUCUGAAGAUGCGGCUUCAGUAUCUGUGAUUGUGGGGAUCUACUAUUGUGGAAUUUCUGUUCUUCUUUAUGCCAUGUUCACCUUAGCUGAUAAACUGGGAAUAAAUGCAACACAUGGGAAGAGAUCGUGCCUGCUGGACUUACACCUGCAGGGACCAGGAGGUCUACACUCAUAGGUUCUGAAUGUAUGAUUCCUAUUUUCCUUUCCUGCAGGGUACAGGAUAUGUGUUCAUAGUCUAUAUUAGGGUCCUCAAACUCAGCCCUACAGAUGUUUUGAGACUACAGUUCCCAUCACCCCUGACCACUGGGAUCAUGGGAGUUGUAGGCCAAAAACAUCUGGAGGGCCGAGUUUGAGGAAGCCUGACCUAUGUGCAUUGGAGGUAUGCUUGUUUGGACUUUUGCACGUAAAUCAGUAUCGGUGUCUGAGGUUCAGAGGCAGGAUCUGCAGGUGUAAGCCCCAUCUUGCCUUCCAUGUGUACAUUUAUAUUGAGCUUAGACACCUGUACAGGACUCUGAGUGGAUGCGGUCAUGGAAUUAUAGAAUCGUAGAGUUGGAAGGGACCCCAAGGGUCUCGGCUAAAGCAUCCAUGAAAGAUGGCCAUCCAGCAUCUGCUUAGAAACCUCCAAGGAAGGAGAGCUCCCAACCUCCUGAGGGAGGGCUUUCCACUGUCGAACACCUCUUACUGUCAGAAAGUUCUGCCUGAUGUGUAGUCGGAAUCUCCUUUCUUGUAACUUGAAGCCAUUGGUUCGAGUCCUACCCCUCCAGAGCAGGAGAAAACAAGCUUGUUCCCUCUUCCAUGUGACAGCCCUUUAGAUAUUUGAAGAUGGCUGUUGUAUCUCCUCUGUUUCCUCUUUUCCAAGCUCCUUCAACCGUCCCUCAUAAGUCAUGUUUCUUGUGCAGCAAUCCCUUUUUAAGCUGAAUGCUGUGGGUUUGGAGUUGUGAUGAAGAGCGGCUGUUUCCAUUGGGUGGCUUGAGCAAAGUUUGAGCAAAUCAUGUGGCAAAGUUUCUGCCAGUUAUACUUUACAACAUAUCCAAAAGGUUUUCUAAUAGCAUCCUCUUUCACUGUCUAUUCAGCUCCUUUUUAUUCUGCAAGCAACCUAAAGAAAGCUGGGCAUGACUUCUGUGAUCGCUUCCCCCAAAGUCUUUAUUCAUCAGGUGAAACCUUCCUUGCUCUGAGCUUGUUUACCUUUGUUUGGUGCUCUGAAUAGAGUGGGCAUUUCUUGUGGUGCAUUUCUGUUCUUCUCAUAAUCAGAUAGCUAGAGUCAGAGGAGCUCUGGUUCUCUAUUCUGUCUCCAGAACGACCAGCUUUAUGUUCUUCAUUUCUAAACUGAGCUCUUGGGGAUGUGUCACUUAGUGGGUUUUCCCAUUAACUACUUUGGGCAGUGAGUGUCUUGUCUUCUCCUCACCUCAGAAUGAACUUCUGGUUUCCUGGAGCCUUGUUUUCAGUGGAAGGAUGCCAGAGUUAGUCAGUAGGUACCAAACCACAUGUUGACCAGAGUUAAACCACAAGGCGAAGCAACACGAUGAAGCCACAAGGUGCAGAUACAUUAAGGGCUUUAGUACACUCAGAACUGAAACUCUGCCCCUUUCUUGGCAAACAGCAUGCUGAUAUUAUGUGGCAUGUGAAAGGUGCUGAUCUUGGUUCCCAGUCAAGUUAAAUGAGCUGGAAUUGAGAAUUGGAUCAGGUUUGCCAAUUGUAUAUAUCAGAGCUGGAUAGGUUUUCUUUUCUUUCUUUGGUAUUGUAAUUUUAUGUUGUGAACCACCCUGAGAUCUAUGGGUAUACAAACAAACAAUUUGUGAUGAUGGUGAGAAGAGUUCAGCUCUCCCUCUACCUCCCAACUUCUCCAGCAGAAUUAAGUUAUAGGACGAGUAAAGGGGAACAUGGCAGAAGGCCAUUGGGAGGACUAGACAAGAAUUGCUUCUGGGAGCCACAGAGUAACCAUGAUAACUGGAAGACAUGCCUGGAUGCCUGAAAUGGUCUGCAUCACCUCUCCUGGCUGUGCCCUUUUACAGCCACGAGGGAAACUUGCUCUGUUUUUAAAAAGGAAAGCUGAUAGCCUUGUUAUUUUUUCUAAAAAAACCCCACCCAGUUCUACUGUUUGCUCUAUUGCUUGCUAACCUAGUUUAUAAAGUUGCUAGGUUGGUCCUGUAUAUAUGCUUCUGAGCAUUGGACUUUGGCAUCUUUGGGAGAACAUUGUCUACGUUUUGAAAAUAAACUGUAGUAGGCAAAUAAAGAGAAGCCUGAUGCCUUGACCAUAGCCAAGAAGGCAGGUGUUCUCAGCAAGCAAUGCAUCCAGUGGCAACAAGCUCUUAAUCUGUACUGGCUGAAAUUGAGUAGAACACUAGAGUUUCUGACUGUAAAGAUUGACUCCUACUAAAAAUGCAAUUUUUGAGUGCUAUUGAAUCACUGGGUUAAGGUUGCAGCAUUUACAAAUGUUUACUUAUCUGCCAGUGCCAAAUACCUUUGUUCUGAGCUUUCAUUGUCUUUGUGUUGCACAUUAGCUGGGCCUUGCAUUAACAAGAUAUAAUCAUCACCAUCAUCACAAUAAUCAUUUUAAAUUUAUACCCCACCUUUUUCCCUGACAGGGACUCAAGGCAGCUUACAGAUAGAAAAUAAUUAAAACAUAGGAGGGAAAAUCAUUAAAAACAAUUAAACAUAGAUAAAAUUUAAAACUAUCCAUCCAUCUACACACCGUAUAGAUAUUUACAGUAAAAACCACAUUACCAGCUACAUAAUACGAAAUUGAUAUUGCUGAACAUUUCCAGACUUGGGCAUACCUGCUUGUUUUUAUGUAUUCCAAUACACACAAUUUCUGUGGUUUCAUGGGAAUAGCUUGAUGUGUGUGUGUGUGUGUGUGAGAGAGAGAGAGAGAGAGAGAGCGAGAGAGAGAGAGAAGGCAGCAGCGGCGGCGGGGGGGGGGGGUGUCUCUUCCAAAUUUCAUGUGAUUACUAGGACCCUAAGCUGAAGCUCCAAUGACCACAAUAAAAACAACCAAGAAAUGCAGGAAGGGACCAUAUAAGCAGAGUAACAUGCAAAGUUUAGAGAAACUAAAUUCCUUUAUUCUGUUUGGGUCCUUUUUCUGUAAACAGGAUCUUUAACUGUAGCAGCAUUGUUACUUUUUGCUUUCUAGAACAGUAGUUGUAUUGGUGUGUUGGACCAAAAAAAUCCCUUGUAUGCUUACUUGGGAGAGUAAACUCACAAGGGUGGGAAAGACCCCCAUCUGAAAUCCUGGAGAAGUACUGCCAGUCACUAUAGACAGUACUGAGAUUGAUGAACUAAUGGUCUCGUGCAGUAUAGAAAGUUGGAAGGGACCCCAAGGGUCAUCUGGUCCAACCCCCUACAAUGCAAGAAUCACAGCUAAGAAAUCCCUGGCAGGUGGCCAUCCAACAUCUGUUUAGGAAUCUCCAAUGAAGGAGAAUCAACUACCUUCUGAUGUAGUCCUUCCCACUGUUGAACAGCUCUUACCAUCAGAAAGUUCUUCCCAAUGUUUAAUUGGAAUUUCCUUUCUUGUAAUUUGAAUCCAUUGGUUCAAAUCUUGCCUUCUGGAGCCGCAGAAGACAUGCUUUCUCCAUCUUCCACAUGACAUCCCUUCAGGGAUUUGAAGACUGCUAUCAUAUCACCUUUCAAUCUUCUCUCUUCCAGGCUAAACAUACCAAACCCCUCAACUGUUCCUCAUAAGACCCUUGAUGAUCUUGGUUGUCCUCCUCUGCACGUGUUCUAGCUUGUCAAUAUCCUCCUUAAACUGUGGUGUCCAGAACUGGACACAGUACAGAUAGGGUCCAAUCAAGGCCGAAUAGAGCAGCACUACUUCCCUUGAGCUGGCCACUAGACGUCUGUUGAUGCAUCUUAGAAUUGCAUUAGCUUUUUUCUGCUGCAUCACAUUCAUGUUAAGCUUGUGGUUUACUAAGAUCCCUAAAUCCUUUUUUUACAUCUACUGCAGUCAAGCCAGGUGUCCCUCAUCCUAUAUAUGUCUAUCAGGUUACCGUAUGUCCAUCAGAUUACUCCUGCCUUACAAAUGUAGAACCUUACAUUUGUCCCUAUUGAAAUGCAUUUUGUCAGUAGAAGUCAGCUUUAUAUGUUCUAAAUCAAGUAGGGUUUAUGUCUAAAAUAAUAUAUUUAUUCCAUAUAAUUAAAUAUGUAUGCACUGGUACCUCGGUUUAAGAACAGGCCUGUUUCCGAAGUAUUCGGUUUAAGACCUCUGCAAAACCAGAAGUAGUGUCCUGGUUUGCGAACUUUACCUCGGUCUAAGAAUGGAAGCCGAACAGUGGAAGGGCACCGGCGGUGGGAGAGCCCUUGUUAGGGAAAGCGUGCCUCAGUAUAAGAACGGUUUCGGUUUAAGAACGGACUUCCGGAACGGAUUAAGUUCAUAAACCGAGAUACCACUGUACUAUGAUAUAUAUAUUCAUGUUAUAUUUAAAUAAAUACCUCUAAGAAAAUCUACACAGGGUUGGAAAUUCUAAUUUGCGGUACUCACUGUGGAAAAAUUGAAGCAGGGUGGUUGUUAUUCCAGAUUAGUUAAUCCAGAGCACUUUUGUCUCUGUCUCCACACAUUGUUGGCUCUUACUCUGCCCACCAUUGUCCUGUGACCCUCAACAGAGUAUUAUUACCCUCAAAAGAAUUCAGACCUUGACAGAAAGAACUUUUUGCUCUAAGCUUUUUUUCUGGGGACAUUGGAUUUUGAUAUCUGCAAGAUUUGGCACUGACAAGUGGAUGACCUUGCACAUGUUUCUGCCUCCUCACUAUGUGUCCUUGCUUUCAGAAAACCUGGUCCUCAUGUUAUACAAUAUUUUUUGUUCCAUACCCUUCAGUUAGCUCCACUUCUCAUUCCACUGAAGUUGCAUCAAGGCUCUUUUUAAUGGAGGCAAGCUUCCAGAUUACUGCGGAGGUCUUUACAUGGCUUUUAAGAUGACAAAGUAAGGCAGGUUCCUUUGUGCCUUUUUGAGGAAGGAGGAAAUGGUGAUCAGAGUGAGGCACGACCACAAUGCAGCCUUAUUUUUUACAAACUAAAAAUGAAAGCACUGGCCGUUUGUGCCCACACUUACUCCCACUUAACAGUAUUGACUUUUCAAUGUUAGGAAGCUGAAGGCUAGUUUUAAUGCUUUGCCUCUUUCCUCUGCGGUUGUCAUGGGAAUAAUGAAAAAAAGCAUUUAUAAGUAUAUGGUAUGAGUCAUUGAUAUGGGAGAUGGCAGUCUCUGUGUGAGAGGCAUAAACAUUUCACUGGAGUAACUUUUCAGCCAGAUCAAAAUGGAAUUGUAAACAUGCUCAAGGAUCAGGUAAGUGGUCUUGGAUGCCCAGGUAGCAAUGGUGCCCAGAAGAGGAGCCUUUUACCUUCUUAGUAUGCCUUCCGUGUCCUUUUCUGGGUGCAGAAAGGAUCUGGCUGUUCCCAUAUGAACUUGCACAACUGACCUGGUCAGUUUUGUUGAAGGCCCUGCUUUCUGUGUCUUUACUGAAAGAGGUACAGUAGAUGAGUAUGAAAAGCAGGGCCUUCUCACUGGAAUUUUCCAGGCUGGACGUCCCUCCAUUAGGAAACUCACCUGACCUUUUCACUCUUAGGAGACUGAUUAAGGCUGUUCUUUUGAGGAGAUGGAGAACUUAGCUUUGAUUCCCCCACCCCACCCCCGCCACUGCUUUUCAUAGUUUUUUUGCUGCUCAUUUUGUUCCUACUCCAGCGGCUUUGCUGGUGAGUGUGACCUUGAUUUUCUUAAAACAUAAAACGUAUUUAAUAUCUGUUGCGAAGCACUUUUGUUGCAGAAUAUUACAUGGGUCCAGGUUCUUGGGCACAGUUCUUUGUCAGACCUGCAACCUCAGCUUUCUGGGAAAGAUUAGAUAAAGUCUGCAAAAGAACUGCAGGAAAGGAUGGAGGAGCUGAUCAUGCAGAGGCCAGGUGUGUGACCCACGUGAUCAGAAAAGAACAUACUGUAUUUUUCGCCCUAUAGGACGCACUUUUCCCCCUCCAAAAAUGAAGGGGAAAUGUGUGUGCGUCCUAUGGGGCGAAUGCAGGCUUUCGCUGAAGCCUGGAGAGCGAGAGGGGUCGGUGCGCACUUCGCGCCCGCCUCCCGAUGGCUGCGCAGAGCUGCCUGCUGUCCCGGGGCGAGCACCACUCUGCGCAGCCAUCGGGAGCGGGGCACGAAGUCGCGCCCGCCUCCCGAUGGCUGCGCAGAGCUGCCUGCAUUCCGAAGCCUGGGCAGACCAGCGCGACUUACCGCUGGCGUCCCUAGGCUUGCAGAUAGCAGGCUGUUCUCGGGGCUGGGAUUGGGGGAAGCUCGGACUUCCCCCGCGCCUGGGGGGGGGAAAUAUAUAUUUUUUCUUUAUUCCCCCCCCCCAAAAAAACUAGGUGCGUCCAAUGGGGCGGUGCGCCCUAUGGGGCGAAAAAUACGGUAACUGUGUGCAUCCAGGGCCGGGGUAAAGUUAUGGCGGCAGAAGGAAUCAAGAGUGAAGGGGAGAAAACAAUUACAGGAAAUCAGCAGGGGGUGACUGAACAGCAGAGCUGUUAGAAUGGCCGAGAUAAGCUAUCAUGAAUAGAGGAGUGCCAAAGUGCAUCAGUAUCAGCUAUGGCCCUAAAAAAUAGACCAAGUUUUAUUGUGGCUAAACCCUAUAUUUUGCUUUGUUUGCUAUUCACCUAUCUAGAAAAUACUUAGAUUUUUUAUACACAGUUGAUGUUCUUAAAUGGAAGAUAGUGGACUUUAUUACAGUAGAUGUCUCGAUCCUUUUAAAAAUGAACAUGGGAUGAAAGGAAAUAUGUAUCUGGGAGGAAAAAUAGAUGAUCCUGUGACCCACCUGUAUGGAACAAAUACAGUAAUAAAAUAAUCAGCCGGGUGCCUGAAUUAAAAAAUGUGGGGCCAAAUUCACCCUCCAGCAAGAUAGAGCCCCCAGUAGAGUAGUUUGGCAGCAACAUUAAUGUGAGGAUAUAGGUUGUUAGACCCUUUUAUCCUGCUUGGUUCCAUACAAUAUUUUCCACUUUCUCCCCCUUUGCAAUGAACAGACCACACACUGUUAAGUUUAAAAUGCUUUACUUACAAAACUUUCCAAAGGUCAGAUUUGUGCAUUUAUCUGAGCAACAGCAAGGAGAACACAUGCAGAACAUCUUGGGUAGAAAAUACAGAAAGAUAGUUCCAAACACCUGCUCUAAGCUUGCAGCUUGCUUGGACGCGUCUUUCUUGGUCAGUUACGUGGUGUAGUGGAGUGAGGAACAGGAAGCGAAGGCUUCACUUCCUCUCUUGCUGGAAAAGAGGGGGUGUGACCUAGCUGAGUCUAGGAAUCCAGCUCUUUUAAACCCUUCAAGUGCUAACUAGCACUCAUGUUUGACUGCACUAUCCCACAAUAUGUGUCCUUUGCUUGGUUGUAAGUUAAUACAGUGGUGUAUUAUGAAGAACCACCAUUACCAAAUGUGUGGACAAGCGACUCAAUAGAACAGUGGCUUUCACAUGUUCUGUCUUCAGGAUGUGUUUCCAUAUUUGUUUGUCACAGAACCUCCGCAGCGACUCCCUCAGACAUUGAAUUCUGUGGCAUGCUAUAGGAGGCACAAUGUAAACUGAAUUUGCCCCCCUCAGCACUCUUCUUUUGCAUGUAGAAGAUGGAAAGCUUUCUUUCUAAAAUGAAGCUGGUCUCCCUUUAGAUAUAUUUUUCAGGAACCUGGUGGUUUCUUGGAGUAUAGUUUGAAAACCACUUCUAUAGACUGAAACUACAUACUCUGGCAUAGAACAGCUAUAUAUGCUUUGUGAAGCAUUAUAGCUCUCUUCAGUUAAUCAGAUGUUGAAUUAAUAAGAACUGAGUUCUAUCUUUUGCUUUUAAUGUCAUGUGGAUGUAUCACAACUGUCAAUGGGUAAUUUUUGUAAGAACCCAUUAUAGUUGAAUGUUAACAAACAUCUGCUCAGUUUGCCAAAUAAGAGUUUAGCCUCAUGAAAUGUUAAUCUUGAUACUCUGUCUUGCAUUGGGAAGGGGGGAACUAUCCUGUUCAAAACACUGGGAAAUGUUAUGAAUCUUGGCAUCCAAAGGAGGGUUUUCUUUUGUCUUGUUGGUUGAUUAAUUUCACUUCCAUGGUUGUUUCUGUCACUUGAAAAUAUAGGCCUUACUAUGCAAAAGUGAACUAGUUCAGUUGCACAAAUCUGAACUACAUCUGAAACCAAUUAUCCUAAUUUCCAGGUGAACUAAAGAUGAAUAAAAUUCAUUUUGAAAUAGAAUUUUGAACAAUUUCUAGUUCAUCUUCACAUUGAUUCUUUCCCAUCCACCCCCAGCCAAAGAUUCAGAUUCUUAGCUUUCAUUUUUAAAAAGCAAGUCAAUAGCACAUAUAUAAAGAAAGUCAGAAAUAAAAGAAGCAGCAGCAAAAUUCUAAGGCUUAUUAGGCAGAUAUGGAGGUGCUACUGUUUCCACUGUCACUUAAUAAUCAGGAAUGCAAGGCAUUUCCUGCAUCUUCCCUGCUGAAGAGAUAUUCUAUCUUCCAACAGGAGUACCUUGCCGCAAGAAGUACUGGUACAGAAACAAAGUGAAUCAUGCCUUGUGGCUGGCGCAUAUUAAACUGGGCAAGCCUUUUCUAUUAUGGAGAAAGUGUCACCUGUUGACAUUUUAUCUGUCAGAUACCUUAUUACUCAUUUGUGGUCCCUGAUUUACUUUUGGACCCUGUAGUUCAACACAGCAGUUUGUAAUGUUUGGAAUGUUGGGGGGGGAUAUUGAGGAUGAACUUUUAAUGAACUUGAACUGAAGUAGUUUGUUUUGUAAAAAGGCAGCCUUGAGAUGGAACUAGUUCCUUAUUAAACAGAAUGAGCUUAUACUACAGUUGGUAUACACACACACACACACACACACACACACGUCUUGAUGGCAAAAUAACCUCAACACCUUGUACCAUAGCUCCUCUCCCAUCUUGGUUCUUUUUCCUGUCACUUGUGUUGAAUUGGUUGCGUGCAAUAUAAAAGCAAUCUGUGCAUUUGGUUCUUUUAAACAGUUGAAGCACUUGUUUAUCUUCCCCACAUAUUCUAUGUUCCGUUGGCAGAUUAAUCUUUGAACAUAUUUUCUUAAAGUGUAUACGAGAUGGUAAUAAAAGAUUAGAAAUCUGUUUGUGGUAUAGUGCCAUAGAUAGACAGGAGAACGUUUAAAAGCAAACAAAGUAAAGGUUUGCUAAGUAUGAAUACUGUGCUUGCGUGCUCUCUAAAGGUUCCUGGUCUAAUAGAUUUUAAAGGUUAAGUAAAUGUAGUCCAACUUUAGUUUCCCCUCAACAUUAGUCUGAUAUGUUUUUCUCUUGCGAGGUCUAGUUUUCACUUAACAUUUGCGGUACUUAGAAUUGCACCCAGACAGUAAUCUGAAGAUGCUUGAUAUUGUUCUGUCUCUGACAUGAAGCUAAGCUGGACUGGUCCAAGUCAACCCCUCAUGGGGGACCAUCACAUAACUCCAUAUGUACUUGGAGAAAGGGCUGGAUAUAAAUGUUAACAGAUUUAAAGUUAAACCAAACUAUUCUUAUCUAAUACCUUUUUCUGAGGAAGAAGAUAGGUAGUUAGUCCCUAAUGCCUUGAUUUGGCCACAAGAUGAUGAUGAUGAUGAUGAUGAUGAUGGCGAUUAUUAUUUGCACAUAUAGUCUACCUUCUUCUCCAAGAAGUUCAAGUUGGUGUACGUGGUUCCUCAUCCUCUUCAUUUUAUUUGCACAACAACCAUGUGUGAGGUAGGUUAGGCUGAGAGGCAAUAAUUGGCCUAGUGAGUUUCAUGGCUGUGUGAGGAUUAGAAGUCUAUUCUCCCAGGCCCUAGUUCAGUACUCUAACCACUACACCACAACUGGCUCUAAAAAAUUGGUAACGGCCAACUAAUGUCCCCAAUUAAUCCUGAUUGUGAAUUCCACUGUGUCUGGAAUAAUAGCAAAAAUGUAUUUAAGCCUCUUUAGUCUGUUGCGUUCCUGGUUAACAGGUUUUUGGAUGAAACAUCUUUUUGUGUUUGGUGGAGCGUUUGUGUUUUUGUGUGGAAGACUGUGGAUUUGCACUGACAUGCAGCAUGAUAACUUUUAAGUGCACUAUUAACUUCUUUUUAGUUAUUACUUCAAUCCCGGGAACCCUAGUUCGUGGUCCUUCAAUUAUAUAUUAUAGUGUAUUAUAUUACAGCAAUCAGGCUUGAGACCCUUCAGGUUAUAACUAUGUGCCUUUUCAUGUUAUAUCUAGGACAAGGAAAGAUCAACAACUUCAGUUGGAUGGCAGUUCUCUUAGCAAUAAAUCCUUGUUUGUUUGAAGAGGCUACUCCCAGUAAUGUAUUAUGCAACCUGAAUGUGUGUGAGUGUGAAUAUUCACUUUAAAAAAAUUCUUUCCUUGUUUCUGUGAUAGUACUAUGAAGUCUCAGGGCUACCUCCCACAUCAAGCUUUAAAGAUAUAGUGGGUGAGAACAGAUUCUUACAGGGAGUGCUCUUCGCUCGUUUUGUCAAUUGUCUAACAUCCUGUUUCCUGCGGCAGCUAGCUGUUAUUCCUUGAAACUGCAAGAAAAUAAUACAAUAUGGAUACUUGGGCCAAGAUCCAAAGGAACUGUGCAGCUAGUUUUGUGAGUCCAAAGCAGUUUUGGAUUUGUUUUCUGGAAUAGCCAUCGUCGAUAGCACAUUGCAAGCCAUUUUUUAAAUUGAGGGGACAUUAAAAGCAACUUAUAUGGCGCCAGAGCCUGCUUGGAGAGAAGAAUAACCCUUCAGGUUUGCAGCAGCAUUUGGCUAUGCCCAGAAUAGAUUUUAAUCUUAUUUUAUGAAAGCCUUACUCUGUGUUGUGUCAAAACAGCGGCUUGCAACAGACACGUGGUAGGCAUCUUGAAGCCAAUUUAUGUGGCAUCUGACAUUAUUACGGUUUGGUGGUACACUCAAGGGCUGACUCCAUCUUCUAUCAAAAGUCUAUUUAGAUUGAGUCAACUCUGGACAUAAUUCUGUGUUGUGUUAUCGUUUUGCAAAGUCCUGUAGUAAUAGUGGAUAGCUUUAUAAUAGCAGACAGGGGAAGAAGAAGAAGAAGAAGAAGAAGAAGAAGAAGAAGAAGAAGAAGAAGAAGAAGAAGAAGAAGAAGAAGAACUUCGUAAGACAGUCUUUUAAAGGAUCCUGGUCCUAUGCCAUUUACUUCCUUCCAUGGGUGUGUGGUGCCUUUACAUUGAUUAUUUGUGGUUAGGUGGUGGCUGUUGUAGGGAGGUAGUUUUCUUUGGCCUUUCCAGCUGGGGCUGUUUUCCCAGCCAGUUUAGGCAGCAUUGAGACAUUCCCAGCCUGCAGCGUUCCCUUUUGUUUUGAUGCUGAGAGCCCCUGAAUGAUGACCUAGUUGUUGUUGACCUUUUGUGGUAUAAUGUAGUCAAAUGGCAUUGUCUGAAGGACAGUCCUUUUGCUUCUCCUCUGUGUAAACCCCGAGUGAGCAGAGCAUUUCCUGAAAGGAGAUAGCCAUGUUGGGAAAUGAAAGGAUCUGUCCCAUAAAGGCAUAUCCUACUCUUUUUACCACCUAGAAUUCAGAGAUGCCUGGGUUUACUGAGGGCCAAACUGGGCAUACAGUGGCAGACGUGUCUCUUUGUUCAUGUGUCUCCCUCAUUCACACACAAAGCAGUAGGUAGGCGGAACUAGGGGGAUAUAGGGGACAUAACCUGAGCCCCCUCCCUCCCCUGCCUUAACUUCUUCAGGGCUUUUAAAACAGACACCUUCUCUUUCAGCCUGGAAUGCUGAGUGAGGCUGGGGGAGAAAAGACUCAGGGAUGAUGGACUUCAAGGAGGAAAGUGUUCACCUCCCUUCUGUCCCUUUGAUAAAAUUGAAACCUCCACCUUUUCACUUGAAAAGUGAAUGACAUGUGGUUGCUGCUGUAGUGUCUAGGCCUCAAGCCUCCCUAAACUUAAGGAGGCUUACUCACACUGAAACGCUCAUAGUACAGCCCAUCCCGAGCAGAGAUGUCUCCUGAAUACUGCAUUUUUGAUACUUGAAAUAAAUUCCUGUCUAUUUGAUGCAGGCUGAAAAUAUUUCUCUGUAAAUACUGGAAUGCAUUAUUAUUGUGCCUAAUUAAAUUUGUAUCCUGUCCUUCCUCUGAAGAUCACAGGGUGGUUCUCAAGAUAAAAAUGCAAAAUGAGAACACAAAAUACAUAAUAAAAUAAAAACAAACCAAUAACCACCACCCCCAGCCACAUUUAAAAGGCCAUUGAAGGUUAAUCAGCCAAAGGUUACAGAGAAACGUUUUUGCCUGCUGUUUAAAUAUAAGAAGGUGCCAGGCAAGCCUCCCUGGGAAGAACAUUUCACAAACCGGGAGCCACCACAGAAAAGACUCUUUCUCUUGUUGCUACCCUCCAGACCUCUCAUGGAAACAGCACACGAAGAAGGGCCUCAGGUGGUGAUUGCAGGGUUUGGGUCGGUUCACAUGGGGAGAAACACUCCUUGAGAUAUUGUGGUCCUGAGUCGUUUAAUGCUUGUGCCUGAUGUGUAUCUAGGGAGGUAUGCAGAAGGCUCUGCCUUUUAGCCUGGAAAGGAAGCUCUACUACUUCAUGCCAAGUAUACUAAAAGGGGCCCUAAUUACCCAGUGCUUCUUUGGCGAUCACUCGUAGCCAAGUAGGAUUGCCUUCCAUAAACACGGUUUUAACAAUGAGUCCGUAAGUGACUGUGGAGGCCAAUUCUGGAUCCACACGUCCUUCCACAGUGGGGACAUUGGUUUCCGUGCGGGAGUUGAUCAUGGUGUGGAUUUGCCAAGUGUGCCUUCCUUGUUUCUCCCUUGUGUCCUGAGUUCGAGUGUCUUCAAAGCCCAUGGCACCUUUGGUAAAGGCUGUUCUCCAGUUGGAGCACUCGCAAGUGUUUCCCAAUUGUUGGUGUUUAUACUACAUUUUUAAAAAAUUGCCUCAAGACAGUCUUUAAACCUCUUUUGUUGACCAUCAGCAUUACGCUUUCCAUUUUUAAGUUUGGAAUAGAGUAGUUGCUUUGGAAGAUGAUUAUCAGGCAUCCGCACAACAUGACCAGUCCAACGAAGUUGGUGUGGAAGAAUCAUUGCUUCAACACUGGUGAUCUUCCUUCUUCCAGUACACUGGUAUUAGUUUGCCUGUCUUCCCAAGUGAUGUGUAAAACUUUUCGGAGACACCGUUGAAGGAAACUUUCGAGGAGUUGGAGAUGGCGUUUAUAAAUAGUCCCUGUUUCACAAACAUACAGUAAGGUUGGUAGUACAAUAGCUUUGUAAACAAGCAUUUUGGUUUCCCUGCGAAUGUCCCGGUCCUCAGUACCUUGUUUUACUGCAGACUUCUGUUUCAUACUUGCCUCAGCCACUAAGAAUACUGAAGGGGGGGAGAUUUGUAGCUCUUCAGGUUCAUGAAUGUGUAUAUAAAUGUGUGUGACCACCUAUGUUUAGGGCAGGGAUAAGAAGGGCUAGUGGACCUGCAGUUGAUGUUGCCAAGCCAGCAAGGCCAGUGGUCAGGGAUGAUGGGGAUUGUAGUCCACCAACAUCCAGAGGGUUACUCUAUCCUUGCUAUUGGGCAUAAGCAGCACACUUUGGCUGUCUCUGCACCUCCACAUUGUCCUGGCAUAGCUGUGAGUUGAGUCAUAGAAUUGUGGAGUUUGAAGGGAUUCAAAGGGUUGUCUGGUCCAACCCCCAGUGCACAGCCACCCCACCCAGUUUACAUUAAUCUGCAGCUCAAGGCCAGAUAGUCUAUGCCGCCAACUUUGUAGGUGUAGUCCAAGUGGCAAAACAUUAAACCCGUUUUGUUGCUGGCAAUAUACAGAGCUACGUGGGGGAAACUAACCAUGUAGCACUUCUUGGCAUAUGGUGGCAGCAGGACUUUUGUCGCAGUGCAGCUGAAAACAAUAUGUAUAUUUAUAUUCUUAAUGUAGCAGAUUGAGAAGAAAGGCAUAGACGUAUGUAAAGGUAGCCCUAGAUGCGUCAUUGCAUUGUUGAUGAUUCACUGAUAACUAUAAUUGCUGCAGCAAUUAUGAAACAGCGCACUGUGGGUUCUGACUUCGCUAAAAGAUAUUGUUCCCAAAGCUUUUGGUAAUAGCAGCAUAUUCCGGCUCUUACCCAUAAGGAAUUAUUUGCUGCUAAUGGCAUGUCCGGGGUAGAUGGUUUCUUUUCAUAAGUCCUCAGAAGCAGAUGGUUAGUUACCUUCCCGGGAACAGACUGUGCAAGUCGAUAACCCUUUGUUGUGUAAUUCAUUGUUCAGCUGCAGGUUGAAGUGCAUGUGUCUUAAAGUGGAUGCUUUUAUGUGACUGACUGACACCAGAAAAUAAUCUACAGGGCAAAUCUGGAAGAGCCACUUCACUCGUUGCAUUUUGGUUACAUGAAAAUAGUUCACAAUGCAGAAGUGUUAUGUGUUUUGUCUCCCAGCCAUCUUCACAUAGGUAGAAAACUGUGACACAGUCCUGACAUGAUGGAUUAAAUAACUGAAACUGAACAAGAUGCAUUUACACCAGUGUGUCCUGUAGAAGAGCAGCUUCUUUGCUCUUGUAGCAUUUCCCUGCCUUGGUCCUUUGUCUGACUCCCAUACUGUUAGCAUCAGAAGAAGCUGUUCCUGCCCUGUUCCCACCUUUCCCCAGAUAUAGGUGAAGGCUUGAUGUCCAGGGUGCAUGGCUCUGCCUUGGUGUCAGGCCUUGAGCUCCAAAAUUAGUUUGGAACUUAGAUGGGUCUCUUGGCAGGUCCAGGCUCAUAUAUUACCUACUAGCAUUAGGCUUGCAAAUUAUUAGGAGCUUUGCAUACCAGAGAAAUAAGCAGGAUUCUGAAAGUAAAACAGCAUCAGAAAGUACUAUCACACGAAGAUUCCAUGAAUUGAUUAAAUUGCCCUUUCAGUUCUUUCCCCUUGGAGAGUUGCUUCAUCUUCUGGUAGCUGCUACUUCUGCUUCCUCUGAUGUUCUGGCUUAGGUAGACUGAAGUGCCUCACCUUGCUUCUCAUCAACCAGAUGAUCCUCAAUGCAAAUGACACAAUUAUGUUAUAGAUACAGGUCAUACCUGUGCUAGGCAACUUGCUGCAGCCUAUUGUGAUCAUUCCUAUGAUCAAGCGAUUCAAGAUCUUGGUAACAACAUGUACUGGUGCUGCUUGUUUAGAGAUAAAGUAUCCUUUUAAAAUCUAUCUGCUUCUUAUGUUGUGAGCAAUUCCUGCAGUUAGAAAAACUCUUAAAACUUAAUCUAAAUCUGCCUUCCAGUAGUUAAAACCCUGCCACUUGUCAAUGGGUAAGAUGGUGGGGUUUGCCCUUCUUUUCGAUACCUUGCUAUUAACUGGAAUUUUGUCUAAUUUUGUCCAGUUUUCUAAUCUUCUGCUUUCCCCCUUCCCCUUCCCUCUAAGUGAAAAAUGGAGUCCUUGCACCUAGUCCAGGGUUGCCAUCAAAUGCAGGUGCCAAGUUUCCUGCUGUGACUAUAUCUUUGGUUAUAACCAACACCUGUCCAUCCCUGAUCUAGUACAUAGCAGAGAAUUUGGAGAAAGCAGGAGUAUCUAAUGCUUGGGGAUGGGGAGGAAAGAGAAGGAAAGGCACCUGUCCCCUGUGUGCCUCUGUGCAUCAGGUUCUGGAGGAAAGGUGAGUCUUGUAACUAAUCUCUUGGGGUUGUAGAGUUGGUUGGAAGCAGAAGUAGUUUCAAUGAUUCCAAGUACUUCUGAACCUUGGUGGAGAAAUUGAGAAUUGUGACACCUCCCUGAGGGGUGCCUGAGAACUUAAGGGGAACAAGGGUCAUACCACAAAUAAUUGAUGCUUACUAUGGCCAGCAAAAGAAGAAAGGGGAAAUAAGAAUAUCCUGGCCUGUUUCUUGUAGUUCUGUUUGAUUCCUUCUCUGAUAAAAUCAGCAUUGUGUUUUGAUGUCCAGAACUGCACACAGGGCUCCAGGCUGCAUGGCAUGCGGGCUGACCAGGGGUGAUUAAUACUACUUCCUGUCUCUUGACAGAGUUCCUGUUAAUACAUCCAAACAUAUGUUUGGGUUCGGUUUUGCACCGUGCCCACUAAACUGUAGUGUUCACAAUAUCGCAAUGGCGGUCCUUUGCAAGUUCAGCUAAUGUUUAUUAGGUAUUUUGUACAUGCUCAUUUUGGUCCUUGUAGUUGUGCUUCAUUUUGGUUCUUCCUGUUUGGCUUGAUGUCUUGAAUGUUUAACUUAACUGCUAAAGAUGUUUGCAGGUCCUUCCCAGCUUAAUAUUGCCCACUAAUUUGAUAAGCACACUGCCCAAGCCCUCAUUCAAGUAAUUAAAUAUACUGAAGAAUGCUGCACUCUGCAGUGACCUUUAUGGGAUAUUUAUGAAUACUUCUAGAUAGAAAAUGUUCCUUCUCAGCCAGCUCAUGUUACUUGUUUCUCUAACAUAAGGAGUACAAGUAGUUCUGUUAUUUCUCACAUACCUGGGUCAUCUUCUCAUUGUGACUGGCAGGCUACAAUGACUGGAAAUUAUUUAUUUAUUUAUUAAAUGAACCAGUGUGGUGUAGUGGUUAAGAGCGGUAGUCUCGUAAUCUGGGGAACCAGGUUCGCGUCUCCGCUCCUCCACAUGCAGCUGCUGGGUGACCUUGGGCCAGUCACACUUCUCUGAAGUCUCUCAGCCCCACUCACCUCACAGAGUGUUUGUUGUGGGGGAGGAAGGGAAAGGAGAAUGUUAGCUGCUUUGAGACUCCUUAAAGGGAGUGAAAGGCGGGUUAUCAAAUCCAAAUCCAAAUGUAUUUCCUGUACCUUCCUUCAAAGGAGCCCAGGGCAGCAAGCAUGUCUAUACUAAAACAAUUUAUUUAAUACUUAUAAAAAACAGUUAAAAAUCCUAAAAAACAAUCACCUACUCAAAAAACUAAGAAUUUCAGGGUUGCCAGGGACAGAACUUUCAACCAUCAAAUGCCUGAGAAAAAGAGAAUGUUUAAAUUUCUCUUAAAAGUUAGUAGUGAACAUAUAUUAGAAGCUAGAGCUUUGCUGAAAGAUGGUGACAUGAGAUUGUUGAAAAGUUCUGUUGUGUUGAACGUCAGAAAGGAGAAUUAUCCUCACUAGCUUACUCCUGUUUUUAUCUUUUGUAGAACUGGUGAGCCUGGUUGAGCUGAUGGCAUCUGCUGCUGAGAUUUGUUAUCACACCAUGACGACCAGAAUAUCAGAGGUUGGGGAAUUGUCCUUGGAGCCUUUGAUUACUUGCAAACUAUGCCUGUCUGAAUAUUCACUGGAUAAGAUGACGACUCUCCAGGAUUGCAGCUGCAUCUUUUGUACAUCGGUAAGUGUUGACCGUAACUUAAGUAAUAUUAAGGAACAGUGUUGAGAGCAGUGGUGUUGGAGCAAUCUGUUAAAAACAAGUUGCCAACUGAAUUUCCUUCCUCCAACUGCUGGACCUCCACCAUGGCUAGCUUUUUUGCCUUAGCUCUCUACAAUGAAAGUGUCCCUCCCCCAACACAACAUGUACACAGCAUGUACACCUUAUACAUAAAUAGAAAAGUAAAUUGUUUUGCAGUGUACCUUAUCUGCAUAUUCUUCCUGCUGCAGUCCUUUUUUCUGAAGUGGUGUUUGACUUUGUGUGUGCAUCUAAAUGGUUUGUUUGUUACGCCCAGGUGUAAAUAUGUAUAAAAUACACCCAUUUCUUAAAGACGCAACAGUCUCUGCUGCGCCUUGACUCCCAACGGAAACAUCUGGAUAAGCUCCUAGAACCCCCUGGAAUCUUGUUACCACUUGGCAGAGAUUGGGGGGUGGUGUGCAAUCUUCGUAACAGUAUUUAAGAUGCCCACAGGAAUUCAUACAAUCCAAGACACAAAAGAGAAGCUAUCAGCAGGGUGCUAAACUGUCCUUUCCUUAUGCCUGAGGUAGGAUUACAGUGAUACCUUGGUUCUCGAACUUAAUCCAUUCCGGGAGUCUAUUCGACUCCCAAAACCAUUCAAAAACCAAGGUGCGGCUUCUGAGUGGCUGCAGGUGCUUCCUGCACUCAAGCAGAAGCCACGUCGGACAUUCGGCUUCUGAAAAACAUUUGCAAACCGCAACACUUACUUCCGGGUUUGCGGUGUUCGGGAGCCUAUUUGUUUGACAACUAAGCCAUUUGAGAACCAAGGUACCACUGUAGUUGAUACUGAGUUUUAGAUUCAAGACAGUGAAACUGUAGUCCUAACCUUACUUACCUGGGAGUAAUUGAAUUCAGUGGGACUUACUAGACAUGGUUAGAGUUGCAGCCAAACAUGGCCUCGUGAUAGGUCACUGGCCACUUCAUUAGCAGUUUUUAAAGUGCCACACUUGGUUGUUUUUACUGUAAAAGACUAACAGGGCUCCCUCUCUGGAAAUUCAUUAACUUUGAAGGGAGCAUCCAGGGAAGGUAAUUGAUUUGUACAUAUCUGUUGAUGGCUAAGACAUGCAUGCUGGGAUGGCUGUCCUACAGUUUUACAGUAUUAACCUUUCUUUAAAGGCUAACUUUUCCACUUUGCAGGGCUAGAGUGAAUAUUUUUCCUCCAUUUUUUUUUAAAGUUCUGGGAACAGGCUCUCCUGCACCACCAUGUUACACAGGGAUGAAGUACUAUGUUAACUAUGUUGGGUUUAAGAGCAUUGGCACUAAUGUCCCUAGUUAGACUCGUUGCUUGGAAAAACACCAGGACAUAGUAAAUCUAUGUCACCAAGUUCAAAAGUCGUUCACUAUGCAAGGAUAAGCGGGUGCACCAUAUUGUGGAGACUUUAUUGCAUCGGGUGUGAUGAUAAGGAUUACUGCAAUUUCCCAGAGUGAUAUAGGUUUGCUGUCUAAAGUACACAGGGCGCUGUUUGUUUUGCUCGGCAAAUAUUAGUGUACUAACCUUUAGCUUUGUGAUUAGGAAGUGGUCUAAGAAUAGUUUGUCAGCAUCUGUACAUUAAGAAAAGAAUUUAAAUAUCAGUAGUUUCCAGUCUCUCUUGCCUACAGUACCAGGGGUGCAAACUUGAAUAAGAUAUUGUGGGUGCCCAGGUAAGCCCCACCUUGCAUAAUUGAUCACUUGACGCAGUGCACACACACCAUUUGAAUGGGAAUGCCCAUCAACUUUGUGGGAGCCUGGCCCCCUCAAAUAUUUUAUUGUGGGGGCAGAAGCCCCCAUGGCCCCAGGAGUGGUUCCUAUGUACAGUACUAAUCAUCUAACAUUGUGACAGAGUCCAGUCUGUACAUUCUAGCUCUGAGUGCACUCCAUGGCACAUAUUAUACUACCAACUAAGUGACUGGCACCUGCAAGGUAUCUGCUGGAAAGUUUGGUGUGGCACCUGUCACUGCAUGAAAAGGUGAUCAGAGAGAACCUAUAAUCGGCACUAUUUUUCUAGAAAAAGAGGUGCUGGAAGUCACCACGAACACCUCCCUCCCUCUCUCAGAACGGCAAUGGAGCCCUCCUGAGUGGUGCCAGAACUGAGUUCCAGCAAGUUCCAGCUAAAAAAAGCCCUGCCUGUAAUGCAGGCUCAAUGUUAGCAGCAUUUCCUACUAUUGCUUGAGAUUUCGAUGCUUUUUCUUUACUCUGUUACUGUGUCUGUGGCUACCUUUUAACCACUCCCCACCAAAACAAACAAACAAAAACAAACACACACACACAAACAGAUAUCUGAUACCAUAUGAUAAAGUUCUGAUUACCACAUCAUUCCUAGUCUUCUUGUCUUUACUCUUCUGCUGAGGAAGAAGAAGAGGAGGAGGAGUUUGGAUUUGAAAUCCCGCUUUAUCACUACCCUAAGGAACGGCUAACAAUCUCCUUUCCCUUCCUCCCCCACAACAAACACUCUGAGGUGAGUGAGGUUGAGAGACUUCAGAGAAUUGUGACUAGCCCAAGGUCACCCAGCAGCUGCAUGUGGAGGAGCGGGGAAGCGAACCCGGUUCACCAGAUUACGAGUCUCUACACCACACUGGCUUUAGGAAACUAGGUUGAUCUCAGGGUUGCAUAGUUUGAGUCAAGCCUUCUUUCUGGGGUUUCCAACAUCUCCCUGUAACACCUGUGUGUGAAGUCAGCAAGUGGAACAAAAGCACUGUCCCACAUGAGUCAUCAUAUUGUUGCAUGCCAGUCUCCAAGCGUUGCAACAUUCCAGGCACAGUGGAGACUAUGGUGUCUUUAUGAUAUAUGGUUUAUUUACACAUAUAUGAUAUGCAACCUGAAUUGAGGAGGAAGAGUACAAACAUUUAUUAUUAUUAUUAUUAGUAGUAGUAGUAGUAGUAGUAGUAGUAGUAUUAGUAGUAGUACCAUUAUCUGAUUUCUGUGUUUCACUGCCUGUAUGCAUACUUUAAUAAUAAUAAUAAUAUCCCAGGAAGUGUGCAAGAAAUCUGAUGGUGGUGGUAAUAAUAAUGUUUGCCCUCUUCCUCUUCCUCCUCAUUUCAGAUGAUUCAUUUUUAUGUCAUAUGGACAACUGGGUCUUGAUUGGCAGAUAUUGGGGGUGGGGAGGAUGCAGUUUUGGGGCUUUGUAGGUCUGGCCAUGGGAGUAGCUGUGGGGGGGCAGUUGCCCCCCUAAAUCCUCAAAAACUAUUGAAAAGCAACAAAAAUACUCAAUUAACCUCAGUUUUGCCCCUCCAGCAGAAGCCUGUCCCCCUCAAUAAAAGCCUGUCCCCCAUAAUGCCCUCUUACAGGGGGGAUUUUUUACCCAUGAGCUCUCCCCAAAAGCUCAACUUUUAGGGGUGAUGUCCCCUAAAACAACUUUUUUGGCCCCCCCCCAUGGCUCCAGCCCACUGAUAACAACACUUAGAACCUUUCUUAGCCCAGGGAAGUAUCUUAGAAAAUGUUAACCUUGCAAUAUUUCUCUUCUUUCCCUGGUAGAAAUUUCUAGUGUAUUUGCAAGUGGGGGUAGCAAGUUACAGCUCAAAUCCUCUAAUCUUAAAAUUGCGUUUGUGAAUAUGUUUUUAAAUACAAAUUUUCUGUUUUACAAUUUCGAAUAAACAUAUUACAAAGCAUUUGUGAAUCUGUUUUGAUAAAGGUGAGUAAUAUUUGUCGUUUUCUCCUCACUUGCUUGGUCAUCAUCCACCAAGUUGUGGGUUUUUACCCCAAGAAAGAAAAGAAAAAAGGAGCCCUUUCUACAGAAAGUUGAUGCACGCCAUUAGCUUGUGUUUGAUGUAUUUCCUCCAUCUAGGUUUUGUUGUUGUGUUUUGAAGAUUGCUUAAGGAAAGCCUUAUUUACCACUUCCUGAGGAAAUCAUUUGCAGAAGUAAAACUGCUGCAACAAUAUGUGGUUUGGGGUAUUGAGACAGCCCCUCGAUUGUCACAUACUUGAGGGCAAUGUGAAGCAAGGCAGUUGGAUUUUGUAUAUCACCAACCGCCUGGUUGUGUAGUUAAAAUAGAGGAUUAAACUCUGCCCUUCCCAUUCCAAUGUUUCUGAUUUCAGCAUGCACAUCCCAUAAUGACAAGGCAGCUGGCAUAGGCAGCUCUGCUUUCUUUGAACAUAUAUUUGCUACUUCAUACUGUGGUGAGUGGGUCAGUAGUUGUCAGCAAAGGUAUUGAUAUUCAGCCUCAUCCUACCAUUCCUGGCAACAGUCAUUUGUGAGGAGUGGUUGUAGGAAUCAUUAUUAAAAUUUGUAUAUCGCCCUUCACCUGUAUAUCUCACAGGAGGGGGAUUCACAGCAUAAAAAUACAAGAUAAAAACAUAAAAUGCGUAACUAAAGCAAGAGAACAAACCAAACCAAUAACCCCAUCCCACAAAUGCAUUUAAGAGACAUAGAAUGUUAGUCAGCCAAAGGUCUGGUUGAAGAGGAACAUUUUCACCUAGUGCUUAAAGAUAUGUAAUGAGAGCGUCAGGCUAACCUCCCUAGGGGAGUGGCUGGGGAAACCCAGCCAGAUGGGCACAGUAAUAAUAAUAAUAAAUAAUACACAAAGGGGGAGACUUCAGAAAAGGCCUGUACUCAUGUUGCCACCCUCCAGACAUCUGAUGGAGGAGGCCCAUGGAGAAGGGCCUCACAUGAUGAUCUGAGCGUCUAGGUUGGUUCAUAUGAAUACUCCUUGAGGUAUUGCGGUCCUGAGCUGUCUAAGGAUCAUUGUGGCCGAUGGUCAAGGAUGACAGAGAUUUCCGUCCAGUAACACCUGGAGAGUCAAAGGUUCCCCAUUCCUGUUUUUUCAGGCACCUAUAUGGUCAUCUUGAAAGGGAGGCGGGUGGCGCUGUGGGUUAAACCACAGAGCCUAGGACUUGCCGAUCAGAAGGUCAGCGGUUCGAAUCCCUGCGACGGGGUGAGCUCCCGUUGCUUGGUCCCUGCUCCUGCCAACCUAGCAGUUUGAAAGCACGUCAAAGUGCAAGUAGAUAAAUAGGUACCGCUCCGGCGGAAAGGUAAAUGGCGUUUCCGUGCGCUGCUCUGGUUCGCCAGAAGCGGCUUAGUCAUGCUGGCCACAUAACCCAGAAGCUGUACGCCAGCUCCCUCGGCCAGUAAAGCUAGAUGAGCGCCGCAACCCCAGAGUCGGCCACGACUGGACCUAAUGGUCAGGGGUCCCUUUACCUUUACAUAUAUGGUCAUCUUACUGAUUCCUGCACUCUAUGGCUGUUACCAGCAACUAAAAGAACUCCUUUGUACUAGCUGAAUCAAUGUGAUAAACACUCCUCUUGAGUUUGGAUCAGCAACGGGGGAGGCAGUCAUGGAAAAGUGGCCCUUGCACAACUAGCAUAACAUUUUUUGAGUGACCUUUUAUUAUUUUAUUAUAGAGCCAGAGCCAAUUAAUUUCAUAAGCUGAAGCUUAGAAGUACCAUUGGAAAGGAUUAACAGCACCCAAGGUGAACAAUGAAUUGUUUUGCAGCUUGAAAAGUACCGGUACCUGUUGUAUCUAGAACUUCAUUGAAAAUAUGAUUCCACCUUUCCAAUUUAAUGAAUCUCCAAGGUGGCUUCCAAACUAUCAUUUAAGAUAAGAACAUUAAGCAAUUAAAAUAACAAUAGGAAUCCUGGGAACAACAAGGAAGAGCACUUACCUAGAAUGUGGUUUUUAAAAAUACCAUUAAAAAGUUUGCACAAAUAGUGUGGGCUUGACCAGGUGCCCAAGUGACAGAAAUGGUGGCUCCAUGUAAAUCUUUCCAGUGAAGGAACUCCAGAAUCCCACCACAGAGAAGGCACCCUACUCAUAGGAGCAGUACUUACACCGUUUCUAAUCCCUAUAUGGGACAAAUAGUGGUCUGCAAAUCUUACCUGCAAAUCCUGAGAAAUCUCUACCAUAUGCAAUUUAUGUCACUCUUGUAUUCCUGUUGAACUGGUGACCUGGCUUGCAUGCUAAGGCACCUGAGCCACAAAGUUCCCAGGAGAACAAGAGAUCACACUGACAUGGAAUGUUUGGUUUAUGGGUUCAAAUAGGCCUCAGCUUUAUUGGUUACAGAUGUGAGCGGUUUGGCUUAGGCCUUGGGAGAAACCGGACUAUAUCUUGGCUCCUGUUCAUCUGCAGGGAGUCCACAGAAGGGUAAAUCACCAUUAGUAGGUGCCCUAUAACUUACGUCAGAUAGUGGCACCCCAAGGACUCCCCGUAUGGGCUGUGACAUAGCCCUAGCCCACACCCAGGCUUCGGACAGUAUUCACAUCCCAGAUCCCUUUAACAGAUUACCAUUACUGAGGAGGGGCAGGCAAGGCAGCAACCUCCCUUCCAACCAAACAAAGGCUUACCCAAUGCCUAACCUCACAAAAGUUGUGACUAUUGCUAUUAGGUAGGCGAAAACCAAAUGGCCAGUGCCAAUUUGCCAAGUGGAAAAAAAUCCUACCCUGCUCCAACAACAUGGUGACUGACAACUGCCAUAGCAAGGUCAUAUGAAAAGAGGGUGGGUGGGUAGGGUGAUCUGAUGAAGAGGCACGAAAGAGGGAACCAGCUGGCCACGCCGAAAUUACAUGGCCCGCGGCCACACCCACUCUGGUCGUAGAUUGGCUGGAGCUGUCCCCGGGGCACAGAUGAUGGCAGCGUACCUCCCCCUACGCUAGAAAACUGUUGAGGCUCGGUUGACUGGCUGCAACGCUGCACACCGGAUAAAAGGUGAACGGACUUGCGCAUCACUCUAAACCAAACUAUGGUUUAGUGCAAACAAGCAAAUUCGUGGGUUCCCAGAAAGAGGUUUGCAGCCCCUUUGCUUUUCCUCUGGUCUUGCUGCUGUCAGCUAAUCCAAAAUUUGGCUUAGCAUGUCAUUUGAACUUGAACACAAGGUUUGUUUUGCUCCAGAUAAACAGCUAGCUGUAAUGAAAGGUUCUUCUUUACUGCUUAUGGUUUGUCUGGGUGAGACAAAACAAUGAGCCUGGAUUCAGAUGCAGGGUCAUGAAUUAGCUCAAAGAAGCAGGACCAAAGGUAUAGUGAAGCGGCGGUGAUCUUCUCCCUGCGAACCUACACAUUUGCUUAUUCGCACCAAGCCACAGUUUAAUUUAGAAUUGUGUGUAAGCUGGCCAAUUGUUGUGCUGCCUCCUUUCAUGCAUAAAACAGUAGGCCAGUCUCAUAACAAAUAGGCAGUGGGUUUAUAUCUACACGGCAGUGGAAUGAUUCAUCAUUUUUGGAAUCGUCUGGGUGCAGUAGGAUUUUAGAAGGUUGUAAAGUAAUUGCAAUAGGAAGUGUGGCAAAGAGGCAAUUAUGGUCAAAUUGGUGAAUGCAUGUUUGUAAAAAAGCAUUUCCCCCAUUUGCUGAAUUUUGCCCACAAUUCCUAGAUGAAAGCACCAUUGAGUUCACAGGAGUUUAUUUAUCCAUGUUUACUCCAGGGAUAGCACUGAUACUCUGUGGGCGGAGCCACACCAUACAUUUAAACACAUUCAAUACAUAUUUUAAACACAUGACUUUCUCCAGAGAAUCCUGGGACCUGUAGUUCCCACCUCACAGAGCUACAAUUCCUUGCUGUCUUAUGUAGGGAAAAUUGGAUGAACAGGACCAUAUAAGAUUUGACACUGGGUGAAUGGUGUAUGUAAAAAUACCCAAGCCUCUUUCAAACACUGUGGGCCACAGUGCUGUAGUUAACUAAUGUAGCAAAUAUCAAACUACAGCUUGUGGGUGUCGUGUGCUGCUACCUUAUAAACAGCCAUUGCCAUUUGGAUAAGCUGUGGAGCUGGCACAACUUUUUAUAUGAGCAUCAGCUUUCAUUCAAAAGCUUAUGGCAAUAAUGUCAGUAAAGGAGGGAGAAUGCAGUGGAGCACAGCUCUGGGAGUUUUUUCAGAGCAGGAGGAGUGAUGACCUCUCUGCUGGAGUGCCAAGGUAAUUGGCAAGUGAAUGAGGUGGUGAGGCUUUUAAGUUUUGCUGCUGUGACAGAUUAGCAUAGCAGUUUAAAUAGUAACAUGUACUUGCAAGAUUGUUUUGCAUUUCUUAUUAAAAGCUAGCAGUUGCAUUUCAACUAGCUGAUGUUCUGCAGUUAAAAGCUGAGCUUCCUUUCCAAUACAUCAUCGUUUCCUGUUUAUUUGUCUUCCACUCACCCACAGAGUUGUGCCCAGAGUGGCUCACAGCAAAAUAUUGUUCAUUUGAUAGAAAUUCAGAAAUGUAUUGGGAACCAAAUUGAAAGAAUCGUAAUAUCAGUAAGUAAAUUUUUUAAAAAUUGCUCGAUGUAACAUUAUAUAACAUAAUACAAAUAAGGUAGCUUAACAGGGAUAACUAAACAGAAGAGAAAAUAAUACCAACACAACAAUAAAAUAGAAAUAAAAUAUCACCUUUUUCCAAAUAAUGCACCUAUUUCCUACAGUCUGGACCUACCGUUCAGUCUUCAACCACUCAGAGACCACAUCCAGUCUCACUUGUGGUAGUGCAAAGUCCAAUCCUGGUUCUCACCCAGAGAAGUGGGAACCCAUGCAGUCAGAGGCAAGCCCCACUGGGUUCAGUGGAGUUUAUUCCCUGGCAUUGAGUUUAUUUGAGCAGGAAUUGUGGUCAUCCUGAUGCUCAUAAAUUGAGUCUUCAGCUAUGUAGUGUUUCCCCCCACCUGGCAGAGUUGACUACAGGGGCUGUUAUGAAAACUGGUCAACCUGGAUAGCCAGGUCUGGCCAUAACAGCCUUUCUAUUUAGGGACUAAAUACCCGAUACUUCUGUCUCAGUGCUUGACACAGAGACCACUCUGCAAUGUUCCUUAUGGGGAAGCCAGCAUAGCUUUCCAUCCCUGCAGCAAAAGAUGAUUUAAUAGAUAUCUGUAUAUGUGUGCAUGCAAGGAACAAAUGGAACAGAAGCAGGUUGGUACAGUGAGCCAGAGAAAUGAUGGUACAGUGGUACCUCGGGUUAAGUACUUAAUUCGUUCUGGAGGUCCUGAAACUGUUCUUAACCUGAAGCACCACUUUAGCUAAUGGGGCCUCCUGCUGCUGCCGAGCCGCCGGAGCCUGAUUUCUGUUCUCAUCCUGAAGCAAAGUUCUUAACCUGAAGCACUAUUUCUGGGUUAGUGGAGUGUGUAACCUGAAGCGUAUGUAACCUGAGGUACCACUGUAUUGGGAGGAAUUCAAUAUAGCACUAUGGCAGUCAUUUCCUCAGUUUGCCAGCCAACAUGUUGCCUCUCUCCUUCCCUGUGUUGUACUGACACCCCUACCAGCCAGUUUGGAGGGGUAUGGGGCAGAGGGAGAGAGGGGGAAGCCCUGAUGCCCUAGUAGAAGUCCUUGCACAGCCUUCCACUAGCAGGAUUUGCAGAAAUCUUUUAAGUCUCCACCCACCUUUCCUUCCAAAGGGAAGCAACCCCAGUUUCAGUCUUUCCGCUUCAUGUUACGUUCUUUCAGGUUAUGUCCCACGGUGACCCGGAAGUACUGGAAAGGGUUACUUCCGGGUUUUGCCGCUCGCGCAUGCACAGACUCGCAAAAUGAUGUCGCGCAUGCACAGAAGUGGCGAAUCACAACCCGCGCGUGCGCAGAUGCGCUGCUGCGGGUUGCGUUCUUUUCAUAUUGCGAAUGGGCCUCUGGAAUGGAUCCUGUUCGCAACCAGAGGUACCACUGUACUGAUAAUUCUUACUGGGGCUAACAUUCUAGAAAACGUGUUUAGGUUUGUAGCUAGAGAUGGAGGAGCAAUUCAAUUCAGCUUGCAUUUCAUCAUCAUCAUCGUCAUUUUUAAUUUGUAUACCGCCUUUCUAUCUUACAAUACUCAAGGCGGUUUACAAACUGAAGAAACAAAAGAUGUGCAUCUUAUAACAAUUUAAUGCAAUACAAAAAUGAGAUAAUAAAACAUAACUUUAAAAUAGGCAACCUACAUCAAAAAAGUAACAUUCAACAACCAUUAGAAUAGUAUAAAAUAAUAAUGUCAACAUAUAAAAGUUGAACAGAAAUCCACUCAACAGUUACAAUAAAUAAUAUCUAAACUGUAAUCAAUAAAACAACGGCAAGCCACAGUACAUAAAAUAAUACAAUACACAUUGAGAAGCAGAGACUAGAGGGUAGAGCAAGGCAGGUGGAAGGAGGCCUUGCCUGACAAAGUCUCUAUCGGGGCAAAUCAAUUUCUUCCACACUUUCCAAAACAAUGUUUAAGCCAAAACUUAGCCAAUAAGUAAUAAUGUUCUGUAUAAUGGUUUUUCAGAGAUCUGAAAGAUAGUUUAUAAGAGGGGUUUUGCCUGUACUGUGUACACUCAGGUCAGGCCCUCCCUUUUCAAAAGCAGGUUUUACCAGAAGCCUGUUUGUUUGUGUGCGUGCAUAUGUGUGUGUGUGUGUGUGUGUGUGUGUGUGAGAGAGAGAGAGAGAGAGAGAGAGAGAGAGAGAGAGAAAUGAAUUAAUGUAUACCUUGGGAAACCUUGCUUUGUCUUCAACCACUUUCAGCUGUUCAGAAAACAUUUUCUUUCAUUUCAAACUUCAUAUGGAUACUUUACGUCUGCCCUUGACAAAUUUUGGAGAGACAUCGAGAUAGUAAGAGCUGUAAGUCAUAGUGAGCUUUGAGUUUCUUUUGACCUGGUUUGUAAAUUGAGAACCUGGAGUGUUUAUCGCUGAAUUUUCUACAAGCAAUAAAAACCUAUAAAGUUUUGAUUUCCCAGAGACUGCAGAAGUGGCUUGCAUGCUACGGGCAGCUUACAGAAUGUGAAGAAGUCGCCCUUUUCCUUAUUAGUGAAGGUGAAACCAAGAAACGGCUAGGCACCAGUAUUUCCUGAAAAACAUGCCACCUGGAUUCUGGAUUAAGUGUGUGGUCUAGGAUGGACCCUGUACCUUUUGGAGAUGAAUAACCUGAUUUUUGCGGGGAAAGGUCUCCUUAACGAAGAAUGUGCUAUUGUCUUGUGCAGACAUCUCCUUCCUGACAUGUUGAUGCAGGAACAAGCAAGAGCUAUGCUCCAUGUUCCGACUAUUGUUUGUUCAAAGAGCUUUCAGGUUAGCCUUGAGGACUUGGCUGAUAAGUUGUUUCCUUAGAAACCACUCUUUUGUCCUGAAGAUAGCAACAAGACUGAGAGGUGAGGGGGGGGGGGGGAGAAACUAGUCUGAGGAAACAUAUCUGCAAGGAACUUGCUAUGUUUCCACCUGUGCUUACAUGGUGGCUUUUCAAAUGAAAAAUCCUGGUCCACACCAAUAACUAUACACUGUACUCUCAUGUAUAAUCAUAGUGCAAUAUAUGCUUGCAUUACUUUGUUACAGAUUACAAGUGUGCAUGGAUGCAUAAUGUUUCCCUGUGUAGGGAAAACAUGUGCAGCUCAAAGCCGUAAUGGCACAAACACACUGUCAUAAUGCUUCAGUGAUUUUAAAUAAGGCUUAUCCCAAAUUCUCUCCCCCACCCCCUCACUUUGUUACAGGUAGUCGAUUGCCACAUUUGGGUAGCUUGAGCUUAGACUUUGUUUUUAAAAAUAAAACCUCUCAUUUGUAAUAUGACUUUAACUUGUAAAUGUGCAUUAGUAACAAGUAUAAGGAGCACACCCGUUAUAUGCUGGCACAAGAUCAUACUAGUGUUUAUGGCCUCAUGGAAAGGUGUAUUUUUAAGACUUAAAAAAAUAUGAUGGAAUUUUGCACUAGUGUGCUUCAAGAAGUUAAUUUAAUUGUUACUUACCUAGAUAGCUAUCUUUGAUGAACUUGUGUGUGUUCACAAACAAAGGGAAAUUCUUCUUGGCCUUUCAUGCCGUCUCUGUAGGAGUGGGGCUAUUAGGCUAUAAGAAGGAAGAAAAGCUCCUUGUGGUCUUUCCGUGUAGAGUCUACCAAUGAAGGACCUAGUGAUGAAAAAUCAUUUGAAAAAUAGAGGGUGUGGCCUCUGCACUGUCAGUCGAUACUCAGUCUAGCAGGGGAGGGCAUCCAUUUUUUAGCCUUUACAAUGUGAUAGUUCAGUGAACCAGACCAAAUUGUUGGUGAAGUGCAGUCCCCCUCCUCACAUGUACCUGAGAGGUCUUUUGCUGGGUUCUCUUGCAGUUUAAAAUAAUCUCUGCUUAGCAUCACAUCUUAACUUCGCCUUGUUUACAAAUGAGUUGGGAAUCCUUUUUACAAACAAUGGUUAGUUGCUAAACAAGUAAAUUUCACAACCCAGGGUUUGAAGUUCGCUUGUUUAGCAACUAACCAUAGCUUGUUAUAAGCCAGAAUUCCUGGUUUGCACACUAUGCUAAACCCAGAGGCUUUGAAACAAAAAGUAAAUUUGACAGAAGGCUCUUCCCGACUGCACGUGGGAGUGAAGUAGCCAUUGCACAUGCUUGCUGACAUCCAUAUAGUGCUAAAACAUGCUUUAGAAUUGCCUACAAAUCAGACCAGUGACUCCUGGUCACCUCACAACUCCCUGUGCAUACGCUAUGUAUUUAUAACCACCAUUUUGCAGAAUUAUGUUUAGCAUAAUGAAUACUGAUCUGAAUCUGGGGGUUAGUAAGCAGUGUAAGGAGAGAGCGAUGCUGAUGUCUGUUCUUGGAAGCAAUGCUAUGUGUAUGAGAGGGACAGAAUCUAUUUGGCAAGAAUGCUGUGGACCCCUCCAUUGUACGCUUAAAGUUGUAUACAUGUGUAAAUAAACCAUAUAGCAUAAAGACACCACAGUCUCUGUUGUGUCUUAUUGUCCCAGGGGAAACACAGACGCUGGUUUAAAAUGCGUCUCGUACUCCUGGAAUCUCACACCGCUGGAGUGUUUUUGGCUAAGGUGGUAGAUGAAGUUUGCAGGUGGGAUCAAAAUUCUUGUUUCAAGUUCUGGUUAUCAGAAGAUCCCUUCUGUCAAAUAUACAAAUAUCAGCUUGAUUGACUUUGAUUUAAAACAAUGUGCCUUGGAUUACAAUAAUGUGCUUUUGUAACAUAUAACGCUAGACACCCUAGGAUAUUUGUUUAUAGCAUGUAUUGAUUUUCUAUUCUUGGCCUAUGUUUUACUCAAACUCCCUCUGCCUUUCCUGGUUAAAAUCCUGGUCAUAUUUUUCGUUUUGUCAUUUGCUUUCCAAAUAAUAAGGGUUGCAAUUAGUCAGCUGGAAACCUUUUAAAGUAUUGAAGUAGAGAAGGUGAAAUGGAACGUGUUGAAUAAGGAGGGCUGGGCGUCCUUGGGAAAAGCCAUGUGCUGUACUGUGAUCAGCUUCCUUUGCUUGUGGAUGUGGGGAGAGAUUAUCCACAAGUGGUCUUGAAUAAUGGCGUGGCCUUGCAGUGAGAGGAGCGCAAGUGCUUCGUUGAGCCAUUACCUAGCAACGUGAGAUCAGAACAAACUUCUUGACUGGCAAACUAUAGAGUGAAUUCCCAUGUGAAUUCCCAAGGCUUGCUGUAAUGAAAUUUUGAGCAGAAGUGGCAACAAUAUGUGUCUUAACUCUUUCCUUGACAGCCAUUCUUCACACUCUUAAGUAGCUGCCCAAUUGCUUUCCCUUCUUGCUUGUAGCAUUCCAGAUGCAUAAUAAUUCGUGUAAAUGUGAACUUGGAACCCCACCAAAGAAAACACAGCUUGGAGAGUGGGGUGGAUUUCUGGACAGAAAACAGCUAGCAAGGAAAGCGUUAAGCACUGUUCAGGGGCUCAUCCACAGGUGAGCAGGCAUCUUGCUCCAGAUCCACUGUUCCCCCAUUUGAAUUUGAUCUUAGAACACGCGUCCGCAUAUGUGUUUGUAUUUUAGUUUACGAAACUGCUGCUUCCUGCCCCUAGUUGUGGGCAUUUGCAUAUGCUGGGUCAAUUCAUGUUGUGCGGUUUUGACUCUACCUUCUAAUUUGCUAUUUCCACUCCCUUUGUUUGAGCACAAACUGAGCUUGUAUGAAGGAAGAACUCAAUGAAACAACCCCACUCCCACCGGAGUAAAACAGGGGCUCGCCGAGCCACCUGCCUGGCCGAUACGGCCCUUGGCGGGUGGAGAGGAGUACCGGCCCGGGCCAGGCCACGCUGCAGCUGCCUGCUUGGGGGCACCUAGUUCAUGCCCCCUCAAAAAUUGUGUGCAUGGGGACACGGCCCUCUUGGCACCCCCCAUGCUACGCCCCUGAUUCAGAGUCCUGAUGAGUGUGGACCAGACAAGCGCUUGAGAGGGAACACUUCUUCCCUGGUCCACAGCUGGCCUAUUGUAAGACCACAUAGUCUGCAAUGUUGGCAGUGCAUUGCCAGUGUGGUCUCUCCCCUCCUGCCACUCCCACACUGCCACAGGACUGAGAAGGAUUGUACAUCACAAUUGGCCUUUGGCGGUCAGGUUUUCCCCCUUCCUCAUCUCAGGGGUACAUGGAUUGAUUUCAUUUGUUCAUUUUGGUCAUAACUGUGGCCAGGGAGAGCAUAGGGCAGGAUCAAUAGAUAGUGAGGCAAUCCCCAUAAGGGGUCUUGGGGUGGCACCUGAAUGCUUGGGGGACUGGGGCAGGCUGUUGCAUGCUCAUGUUGAACAGCCUGCGCGGCACUGGUAUCAAGAGUCUGGCAGCUGCUUCCUGGGAGUAGGUCCAGUGGGCAGGCUGGGCCUGGCAUCAGCCAGCAAGAUUUUCUGUCCAACAGAUCCUUGCUCUGUGCGGUGCCAAACUCUGAUAUAGGUAAAGGCAAAGGGACCCCUGACCAUUAGCUCCAGUGGUGACCGACUCUGGGGUUGCGGCGCUCAUCUCGCUUUAUUGGCCAAGGGAGCCGGCGUACAGCUUCUGGGUCAUGUGGCCAGCAUGACUAAGCUGCUUUUGGCAAACCAGAGCAGCGCACGGAAAUGCCGUUUACCUUCCCCCCGGAGUGGUGCCUAUUUAUCUACUUGCACUUUGACGUGCUUUCGAAUUGCUAGGUUGGCAGGAGCAGGGACCGAGCAACAGGAGCUCACCCUGUCGCGGGGAUUCGAACCGCUGACCUUCUGAUCAGCAAGUCCUAGGCUCUGUGGUUUAACCCACAGCGCCACCCGCGUCCAACUCUGAUAUAUCUGUAACCAAUAAAGUUGCAGUUAGUUUUUACCCACACGCUGUUCUCAUGUACGUUUGUUGCGCCUGGUUGCUGACUCUGAGCCUGUGUGCUUCUGGGACACAAUGAAGGUUUUUGUAGUCAGUUGUUUAAUCUUUGCUUUGCAAUCGCAAUUGCAGUUCUUGGAGUACUGAAGCUCAAAGAGAGCCAAUUAAAGAAGUGAAGGUACACUGUUAGUUGAGAUACAGUUUGUAAUUUAUGUUUUCUCCACUUUCUUCUUCUUUUAGUGCCUGAAACAGUAUAUGCAGCUGGCUAUUCGUGAGGGGUGUGGUUCUCCCAUCACUUGUCCAGACAUGAUGUGCCUCAACCAUGGGACUGUGCAAGAAACUGAGGUAUCUCCAUUUGUCACUUCUUUUUCUUUCUAAUAUUUUUUGUUCAUUUACAUAAUGAAUACAUUAGAAUGUUUCCUCCCCUUAAUUACUCUAAUGACUACUUGGCAGGAGGCCCACUUGACAUGAGAAACUAGAAACAAGCAGAUGGUUUUCUUCUUGUUUUUCCUUUCCUGGGGAAAUGUUUACUUGGCAUCCAGGCGGUCUCAAAAUUGUCUGCUUAAUAGCCAGAACAUCCCCAAUCUGAAUGUCACCAGCCCUCCUUUAGAAAAUGAAUGUUGGAAUAUGUAUGGCAUUCCAGGUUGUAAAACACAAAUCGAAGAGAGUUUUACACAUGUCACUUGCUGCUUAAAUUGUGAACUGGGGGCAAGUGUGAAUAGAAAUUAGAAGGUAAUCGUUUUCAGGAGAAGUGAUGGUACUUAUGUAUACAUAUAACGGUGUGUGUGUGUGUGUGUGUUGGUUGGGACACAAGCUACUUAUUUUAUACUGGCAAGGUUUCUGAAGAAAGGCUGGACAAACAGCAGGUGAAAUUAGAGGUGAAAACAUGAGCAUUGGCGUACCUUGACUACCGAACUUACUCUAGCCUAAGCUUUUGUAGCCUAGACUCCAUGAUCCCUGUUCACGUAAUGUCUUCAAGCAUUUUGCAGUCUGCUCCUUUACCUGCCCUGCCCUUCCUCUCUGUCCACCCUUUUCUCCAUCUGUGCCUCCCACCACGACAUCCCAGCGCUUCCUCCUUAAUGCUAGAAGGAACAUUUGCCACAACAGCAACUUGUAAGGUGAACUACAACUAACAUGCACAGCUGCAACACUGCCAGAGUCUGUUGAACAAGUGUUUGUGGUGAAACUAUCAUGUGACCACUUUAUCACAGGUACAACUAUGAACUCUUUCCAGAGGUGGUCACCUCACAUUUUUCACCACAUCUAUGAAAGCACUUAAUUCACCAGAAUGUAUGCCACACAAGAGAGGGACCUGCGAUUUCCCGCAAGAUUCAUAUGAUUUUUAAGGCUACAUUUGAAAAUGGUGCGAGUCAGGUAUUCAACUUGGAUUUCAUAAUUGGCAAAUACGUGUGGGUAAGGCCACUUGGUCUUUUACUCGGAUAACAUGAGCCUGGAGUAUUCAUAAGCUUUCACUUUAAUGUUUUGUCUUGAGUGUGUGACUUCAAAGUUUGCACGGAAAACACAAAGCAACACUGGAAUAUGAUAGUAGUGCUCAUAAAGCUUCUGAAAUCUAAAGAUCCAUUUCAAUUAGCUAAGCAAGAGGGCACAUGAGGGUAUGCAUUAAUGGGCCAUUAAUGUUUUCCUCUGUACUCUGAGGGGCAAAGAAUUGAAUGAAUAAACAACGAAGAAUAUAUUUAAUGGUCCAUGAAUGAUGGAAUGCACUAAAUUCUGUUCAGGGUGAUUAUUCAUUACAUAUUUAUGAUUUUCACUGAGCAUGUAAGGAAUAAUAUCUCCUGAACAGAAUAGGAGCAAGGACAAGAAGUGAUCUUAAUUGCAUUAAAGUUUUAACAACCUGAUGCCUCUCUUGAUUAACAUAUAGGGCUGCUUCCUACUGCUGCCUAUUGCUUUGCCAACAGAGUUCUGAUCACAUUUCCAUGCUAAUCUGUCCUUGACUACGUUAAAAAAAACCAAACCAGAACCAUGACCUUAAUAGUCUGGGUCAGGCUUCCACCUCCUGCCAGGAGCUAGCCAAUGAUUUUUGGCAUAUAUUGUUCCAGACUGAGUCCCGAUAUUAACUUAAAAGUGAGAUAUGUAUGUCCUUUUAAGCUGUUUCUAUUGUUGGGCUAUUUGCUGGGCUACGGUGAAUACAAACUCAUAAGUGUACUGAAAAUCAUUGGAAUUUCUGGGCUCAUCACCUGUUUUCCCAUCAUGGAUCUGUUACCAGUGGUAAGCACCCACUAUCUGUGCCAGAAUAAAUUGGCAAUAAAGAAUGGGAGUCCCAAACAAGUCUCACUUAAAAGGGCUAAAGCUUCUAUUACAUACAAGGACAUGGUGAUGUUACUAAUAGCCCACCUACAGAUAGCAGGUAAGUUAAUGCAACCCACAUUUUGGGUAACCUAGAGAGGAAGAGUAACCCAAAGCAAGGAAUGACUGGAAGGGGGAAUUCAAACUACCUAUAACCUGGGUGGCUAUUGACCAUUCCCAAUUGGCAACUGGCCAAUGUGCUCAACUCCUUAAGGCCUCUUAAUGGUGAGUUUUGGUGAACACACCCUUACUUAUCCCCUUAAACCAAGGGUGAGAAACUUGUAGCUUACUCUGAUGCUGAUGUUGUAACCAGUUCUAAUCUAAAAAGAUCAUGACAUUGUAUGACGGAGGCUUGAUGUGAGGCUGAGAAUCUGACAAAAAAACUCUUUGCUGUUGUUUGCCAAGAUGAUUUCCUGACAUUUGCUCUGUCUGAAGAUAUACCAUUAUGAGGCAUAUUGAUUCCUUGCCUGGGAGGAAUCUGUAAUUGAAAUGAAGCUAACCUUAUUCAUGGCAAACAAGGUUGUCUAGGCAACUUCAGGAGGAGAAUGACGAGAUGUAGAAAAUGUUCUGUACACUGUGCAUGUAUGGAGGAGAUACUUGAAGAAUCAAAUUAAUUUAUCUGCUGUUUGUAAAAAGGAUCUCAUAUUCAUGUGUGUGUGCGCGUGCAUAGGAUCACCCUGUGCACUGAGGAUUUGCUUAGUUUGGUGUAUAUAUAUAUAUAAACAUAACUGCCUGUCAGUAAUGGAAGCAAGUUCCCAUCGUGUAAAAAAAGAAAAAGACAACGUGGGCGCAAACAAGCCGCUGUCUCUUAGCAGAGUAAAAAUGUAAUUAAAUCUGUUUAUUUCCCCCCAUUUUUCUAUCCUCACUUAACACUGAGUCCUAAAAGUCAGUCCAAGAAGGUGGCCUCAUUCAGCAUGUUCAAAAAGAUGUUCAGCCUUGGCCACAAUUUGCCAUUGGAGUGAGUUGCAUAGUGAUUCAUAGAUGGCAUCAAAGAGCCACAAAUGGAAUCUUUUAAAAUAAAUAGUAAUGGGACACAUAGGAGGAGGUAGUCUAUAAGUGUUUGUGUUUCAGGGUGCUGCAUUUCACAAAUUAAAUUUGAAACUAUAAAGUUGUGGUACAUGCUUUCUUGUCAACACAACAGUCUCUCUCAUUAAAUGUUUGGGAUUUGUUUGUUUUGUUUUUUUGAACAUUGGCCAAAUAUGUUUACUUUUGAAUAUAUAAUCAUUUCAUUUCUCUCCGCAUACAUUGCUGUUUUUAAUAAAAACCCAUAAAGACUUGUUCUAAGUGGCAAGGGAGUUCUUUAAUGGAACAAAUGAAUAUUUUAUGAUGGAUAUAAUGCAUAGGCUUUUGUUAGAAUAGGGGCGGUAAUAAUGCGACAUGCUAUGGAAGCCAAAAGUAGUGGGGAUAUUGGAGGGAAUAUAAAUUAAAUCUGUGCUCUUGAUUUAUAGAAAUGUGUUCCCUGAAACCAUCUUCCAUUAUGUGGUAUGCAACAUUACUGGCACUUAAAUAUCUACAGCAUGGACUAGGUGAAUUAUCCAUAGACCAUAUAUAUAUGACAAGCUAAAAAGACUUGAGAAAUUAUUGUUUUAAACUUGCUGCAAUAAAAAAUGCAUGGUACUAUUUUUGUCCCAGAACAUUUACUAGCUUUUGUAAGACAGUUCUGUUUGUCAUACAAUGUACACUAUUAGAGUUCACUCAGAAAGCAGGUAUCGAUAAGCUAACUUAUCUGUGUUAGUAGCUGAAUAGGUUAAUCGAGCCGGAAGACUCUUUCUGAGCUGCAUUAAGAGUAACAUGUGAGAGGGCUUUCUUUGUGGCUGUGUCCCAGGUGUGGAACUGCAAGCUUCCGUAUAUGUUGAUAAUGUUCCUCUUUGCUUGUGUUCCUCUGCAGCAGAGCUGCUGUGCUGGCUUCCCUUCACAUGGGUCACUGUUGCUUAUCAAGAGGUAGAGGGGGAAGGUAUCUGAGAACUCUGUUGUUGUUUAGUUGUUUAGUCGUGUCUGACUCUUCGUGACCCCAUGGACCAGAGCACGCCAGGCACUCCUGUCUUCCACUGCCUCCCUCAGUUUGGUCAAACUCAUGCUGGUAGCUUCGAGAACACUGUCCAACCAUAUCGUCCUCUGUCGUCCCCUUCUCCUUGUGCCCUCCAUCUUUCCCAACAUCAGGGUCUUUUCCAGGGAGUCUUCUCUUCUCAUGAGGUGGCCAAAGUAUUGGAGCCUCAGCUUCAGGAUCUGUCCUUCCAGUGAGCACUCAGGGCUGAUUUCCUUCAGAAUGGAGAGGUUUGAUCUUCUUGCAGUCCAUGGGACUCUCAAGAGUCUCCUCCAGCACCAUAAUUCAAAAGCAUCAAUUCUUCGACGAUCAGCCUUCUUGAUGGUCCAGCUCUCACUUCCAUACAUCACUACUGGGAAAACCAUAUCUUUUACUAUACGGACCUUUGUUGGCAAGGUGAUGUCUCUGCUUUUUAGAUGCUGUCUAGGUUUGUCAUUGCUUUUCUGUCUGAGAACUCAGCACAGUGCAAAUGCACCAGCAGAACCAAUUCAGGGCUACUGCCAGGGCAUUUGUACUGCACCAAAUUUUGCAAUGCGGUUUUCCAGCCAAGCAAUGCAUGCCAAAAUGCAUGUACUCGGGCAAAGUGUGCAUAAAAACCCAUAGAUUAGCAAAAUGACAUAAAAUGCAUUAUAUUACAGAAAGUUGCUUUGCAAAACUGUAUAUAUCAGGCAAAAUGGCAUACAAAUGUUUAUGUUAGAAGUGAUCAGCACUAAAAUGCUGGUGAAUUUUCAUUCUUUUAUUUUGUAAAAAUGCAAAUGGAUGUGGAAAAAGACUAGAAAAAAAGGGAAAACUGAAAUUGGCAGAUUCAUCCAUCCUUACUGCUGACUACACAAGGGAUUUCUUGUGACUCCUUUUACAUUUUUGAGUUCUUAAGUUUAUUUUAAUAGUUUGGCUUUUCAUAUGCUAUAUUUUUCAGCUGCAAUGAUAUGCACUAGUAAUUGAACUAGCAGAAAGCCACCCACACCUUUCAUUGCUUCUCGUCCCCCAGUUCGUUUAUGACAGUUAUCAUGUUGUAUCUGACAAAUUAAUGAAAGAUAGAAUGACCUGAGAAAGACUUACUGUUCCACCACCAUCUUGACUGAUGGCUGGUAAACUGAGUCAAGGGUUUGAAGACAACAUGACUGGAUCCAACGAUCUAGUAGUUUUUGGUGACUGCUCUUGGUUUAUUUCCAUCUCCAAGACCUGGCAGCGGCAUCAUUGACAUAGGGAACUGGGUGGUUGUGUUUCUGGCGCACAGGGUUAGGAGCAGCAAACAGGAUUGGAUCAGAGUUGUUUAUCCUGCUAUUGCCUUACAGCAAUCUGUAACCCUCCAUUGCAGUGAUUUAUGAUGUGCCAAGAUUCUCUGCUUAAUUCAGUGUAUCUAGCAGUUAUGAGCUAAUCAAUUUCCUAAAAAGAAUCAUUUGGGUUCAUCUUAGGACAAGAGGAGAAAAAAUAGGUCUCUUUGGUGCAUGCUAUUCCUCUAUGGCUGUUCAGCCAUAAACCUAGUACCUUAAAUAUGGGAGAGAUCCUACAGACAUUCCACAACUAUUUGUUUAUUUAUUGAAUUUAUAUCCUUCACUUCCUCUUGAAGGAGCCUGGGAUGGCAAACAUGUCUCUUUUUUAAAAAAAGAAAGGUAUUCUAAAAACAGUUGCAGUUAAACACAUUAUAAAAACACGCUCUCACUUAAGGAUCUCAGGGUUGCCAGGAAAAAUGUCCAUUUAUCAGAUGCCUGGAUAAACAGGUAUGUUUUCAUUAAUGAUGGAGAAAGGCACAUUUCACCAGGGAGGGCAUUUCACAAAUGGUGAACCACCACUAAACAGGCCCUGGCAUGAGACAACACCAACCAGAAAGCCCUUGAAAGUGGCACCACCAACAUGGUCUCACAUGCCAUUUGUAGGGUCUGAGAUAGUUUACAGUAUAUUGGGGAAGGUGCUGUUUUAGGUCAAUAUGUAGAACAUGGUUACAGUGAAACUGUUCUUAACCUGAAGCACCACUUUAGCUAAUGAGGCCUCCUGCUGCUGCGCCGCCGCCGGAGCACAAUUUCUGCUCUCAUCCUGAAGCAAAGUUCUUAACCUGAAGCACUAUUUCUGGGUUAGCGGAAUGUGUAACCUGAAGCGUAUGUAACCUGAGGUACCACUGUAUUCAUAAAGAAUGCCUGGCAUAUGUUUCCUUCCUUUUUUGCAUCCUCUUUAAAUAUUUGAAAAGUGCAAAUUUCCCUGUAGCCUAAUCUGUUCUUGUAAUUUUUCUUUAUUAAAAAAAUCAUCGUCGUAAACCUUUCCUGAAUUUCUUAUUGGCAUCUUUUUGUGAAUUGUCUUCUGAAACAUCAUUCAGCAUUUGAAAUAUGAGCUAGACUGGCUAUCUGGAAUUAAGUACAAUGGUACAAGCACUUUCCAAAUAAUUUAAAAAUAUCAACACAAACUUAUUAAGUAAUAUAAACAUCAACUUUUUCUGCUACAGAAUCAUAUCGUUGGUUCAUGUUCAGUUUAUUAUCCCAUGAUCUAGUGAGUCAUACUGUCUUCAUAUUAUUUAUUUUUGUUUUGUUUUGUUUCCUGUUCUCCCUGUAGUCUAUUUUUAUUGGUAUUGGUCCAUUAUUAUCAAAGUUGCUUGUGAAUUCAAAGUUUGUGCAAUUGAAUGAGGAACACUGCAAACCUGAGAUUGUCCUGGAUGUACUGAGUGGUGUGAAUCUAUAUAGUAGUGGCAAGAGACUGUAAACUUGGCAGUAAAAUUCAAAGAAAGUGCUUUUUAAUUUGAGAAACCUAAUUCUAAUUUACUCUGUGUCAAAUCUGGGUAUUUGAAUAAAGGUUUUAUCACAAUGGGUUGAAAAGUGGUUUCAGUGAUGAUAUGACAACAAUAAAAAAACACACAAUUCAUUGGAAGGUGGGUUUUUUGUGUGUGAUUUUUGAGCAUUUCAUUGCAUUGCCACUGAUGCCAAACUUAGUGUGGAUGCCUGAUCAGCAUAGCCCAAAGCAGCUCCAACAAGUUAACACCACUAAUUAUUCGUUUCAAACUAUGCCGGCAGUUGUAUGAUGAAUUGUACCCAAAAUUUCUAAGCUUACUCAUAUUUUUUUAGCAGAAUAGAAUAUUGUUUGCAGUUGAGUUCUUGUAAAUACUAACCAGCUUUGGUUUUGGCAGUUUACUUUUUAACAUUUGUGUCCCUCUUAAAUUGCCAAAUGAUCUUGAAUUCAAAAUUGAAGCCUUGUUGUGAUUGCUUUCUCUCUUUCCCCCUCUCUGAUCUUACGGACCACGGGGGAAAUAAUGGAAGCAAAUGUCAUCAGACAUUCUUGUUUGACUCAUUUUUAGGAUUAGUUAAUCCCCCACCUUCCAUCUUAACAUCUUGUCUUCUUCUUUCUUUCAGAUCUCCAGGUUGGUACCUGCUGAUCAAUUUCAGUUAUACCAGCGAUUGAAAUUUGAAAGAGGUGUGGCUUUUACAUUGAUUUAGGGGGGUUAAUACCAGAUAUACAUGUAUAAUUAAACUCACAAAACAGUUUGAAUAAUAGGUUGAAGGACUUAUUAAACUAAAAAAAUGCCUUUAAAAAAAAAGGAAGUGCAGGAAUAUGAGCACAGCCAAUGCUUCUGCAUUGAAAAAGAAAGCAAUAAAAUACCUGUGAAUGUUAUCAAUUAUGAUGCCUUCAUACUUUUAUCACAGAUGUGGCUCACAGCCCAUUGGCUGCAUCUUAGCUCCCCUCAAGUUUUUUUUUGUGACUGGCCAAGAACUCCCCUCCUCCAAUUUGCCUAUGUUAAGAAAAGUGGAUCCUCCACUAUGAUGGUGCCCCCUCAUGUUUUUCCUAUAUAAAAACACAUACACCCAUUUGGUUGUUGUUGUUUUUUUUAAACCCUUGCUGCUCCUAUAGGCCUGCUGCUAUGAUACUAAAAUAUUUUUUGUGUCUCCCUAUGCUCUCAACCCCCCCGCACUUUUUAAAAAAACUUUAAGAAUAUCUUCAUUUUUAAAAUUGGCUGUGAUGCUGAAAGGUUUUAUAUGCCCCCACCAAAGCCUUCAGAAUUUGACAUUUUGUGGUUUAUAAUGAGGUUUGUCAGAUACUAUUGACCACAGCACAGUGAAUUGUUUUCUGAAGCCAGUGACAAUGGAGGCUGAAUAUGAAUCAACAAAUGGCAAACGAAGUACAUAAUUAAAAAUGUUGUGUUUUUGGAUUUCUAAUAAACAUUUUUUAGAAGUGCAUUUGGAUCCCCUGAGAACCUGGUGUCCUUCUGCUGACUGUCAGUCCGUGUGCCAAAUUGAACCAAGUGAAUCUGGACUACCCGUGCCUGUAAAAUGUCAGGCUUGCUACUUGACGUUCUGUUCAUCAUGCAAAGAGCCUUGGCAUGUGGAGAAGCUAUGCCUGGAAAACCAUCUUAUUGUGGCACCAAGUGAGCAAGGGUAAGAGAAGGAUUUGCUGAGGUGCUGCAAAUCUUCCAUAUCAUAAUCGCAGUAAUUUCAGCUUUCCUUUAGUUGAAAUUUGUAGGUGUAGAAUUAAUUCAUUGCCAGUUGUCAGGGGUAGGGAAGCAUUUUCAAUAGAUUGCCAGAACAUACCUGCACCGUGCUUUGAAAGCACUCUUGCGCCACUUUAAACAGUCAUGGUUUCCACCAAAGAAUCCUGGGAACUGUAGUUUACCCUUCACAGAGCUACUGUUCCUAGCACCCUUAACAAACUACAGUUCCCAAGAUUCUUUGGGGGAAUCCAUGACUGUUAAAGUGAUAAGAGUGCUUUAAAUGUUUUGUGUGGCUGUAACCCAGGUGCAGUGGCUUAGUUAUAGUGCUAGCUGUCCCCAAAGUAUACUGAUGUCUGAUGCCAUAGUAAUGUUGCACAUGCAUGUGUAUCUACAUGGAUUAAGGAUGCUCUAUGUGCUACUUGCCCAGACGCCACAACAUGAACGACAGUGAAAUAAUCAGGGAACUAUUACUAUCCUUUGUUUUAUUAUUAUUAUUAUUAUUAUUAUUAUUAAACAUUUUCUUGAUUUACAAAAGUGUGUGCAAUGUCUCUCUCUCGUAUCCCCCCCCCCCCCGGUAACAUUUUUACAAAUCAGUUUCAUUUGUUGAGACAUUAGGAAGAAAAGGGGGAAAGAGCUGGAGGGGGGGGGGAAGAUGGGUGGGGGUGAGGUCGGGUGGCAAUGUUUCUAUGUUACUAUAUGUAGGGUUUGGUGUCAGCGUUGCUUGUGCAGGUUUUCUGCUGUUCACUUAUGUUCCUUUGGUGGUGAGAGAGGUUGGGGUUGGCCUAGGGUGAUCUUUGUUUUCAUGUGUGAGUGGGGUGGGUGGGUGUUUUGGAUCAGGUUAGCCAUAUUGAUUUGUAUGCCGUUGGUGGAUUUUUGUCGUUGUCUUGUUGGGCUGUGUGUGUGAUAAAGGGGAGCCAUAUUUGUCCCCAUGUCAGUUUCAGUUUAUUGGUUAAUUUUUCUAGUAAGGCUGUUUCCCAUACUAUUUGGUACCAUUGGUCCAUGCUUACUUCUGACAGGUCUCUCCAGAUUACUGUCCUUUGUUGAACUACCAUCUUUCACAGGGUUUUCCCCCUCUACUUUUCUAGAGUACUUAUCAAAACCACCACAGAAGCUCCAAUUAAGCAGUGCCCGGUUUGCCGAAUCCAUAUUGAGAGGAAUGAAGGCUGUGCUCAAAUGAUGUGUAAGAACUGCAAGCACACGUUCUGCUGGUACUGUCUGCAAAAUCUGGAUGUAAGUGACCUGUGCCAAGGGCUUUGGGGUGGGCUUGUCCAGGUUUUUGCCCUCUAGUUCCUUUAAAAUGGCUUGUAACUAGGGGAGGGAAACACCUCAUUGGGAACUAAGAAUUUUAGAAGAGCACUGCUAUAUCAGAUAAAAGAUUCACCCAGUCCUGAUUCUCGGGUUGCCCAUUUAGAUGUCUAUGCGAAUUCUACAGAUGGGGCUCAAAGGCCAUAGCCUUCCCCUUCUCUUGCUCCCCCAGCAGUUUGGUUUUACCCUGUCCUCCAUCUUUACUUGAGUAAAUCUCUCUCUAACUGAGGUUAGAUUCACUUGUUAUGCUACUGUGGUAAUUGCAGCUACCACCAGAAAUUCUACCUGUCUAAGUUAUUGGGUGAUGAGCCGUCAUUGCCCAUUAUCUUAUUGAGCCGCAGGCUGUCCUCUGUCACAUAGUAGCUGUUGCUUAAACAGAACGUGUGCACUCAACAGGGAGUGUCUCUUAAUGGCAUCAAAGGGGUACUGUGCUAAUAUGUUUGCCUUGCCUAUAGUAGCAAUAAACAGAUACUGCAUGAUACGUUUUGGAAGAAACUGUCAAUUGAAAAAGUUGCUGAUUUAGUGAGGAAUCCCCAUUCAUCACUUAAUCUGUCCCUGAUUGUUCCUGUUUGGCUACACCCCCCUCCCCCCCGCUAUAAAAGUUGGGUUCAAAUGUUGCAAUUCUGGAGAGUAGUGUUACUGGCCUUCACAUAAUUUUCAUUUUUCAUGAUCACAAAUCUGGUUUCUCUCUCCCUCUUUUUUUGGCAUGCCUCAAAGUUAUAGAUGUAACUCUCUUGUACUGCAACAUUUGAUCACAUUAAGUGGGUUUGCAAAUGCUGAUGACUCCUUUGUGUUCAGUUUCACUAGCUGACUUUCCACAUUUGUGGGUGUGUUUUUCCAUGUCCGCUCACAUGUCUCCCUUUCUGUAAAGCAUACAUUUUGUAGAAGAGCAAGAGGUGUCAAAUUUUCUGUGGCAAUUGCACUUGAGAAAUUCCCAUUUGCACCAGUGUACUGCUGGAAGAAAAGUCUUGAGAGCCAAAAAUACCCACCAGACUUUGCGCUGCUGCAUUGCCACCUGGGCACCUAUUUCAAGGCAGGCCCAAUGUAUUCGUGCCAACUACUAAACACACUCUUUUCUUUCUGCUUUCAGAAUGAUAUCUUCCUAAGGCAUUAUGACAAAGGCCCUUGCCGAAACAAACUGGGUCAUUCCCGUGCCUCAGUUAUGUGGAACAGAACGCAGGUAAUGCGGGUGACGCAAGCUUGAGUCUAUAUCAGGAUUUCCAUCUGCUCAUACACAGCUUUCCUGUUCCUUAUCACAUUUCUCCUCCUGCUUUUUUUCAGGUUGUUGGGAUCCUUGUGGGCCUGGGUAUCAUAGCCCUGGUAACAUCUCCCUUGCUGCUCCUAGCCUCACCGUGCAUCAUCUGUUGUGUCUGCAAAUCGUGCCGUGGCAAGAAAAAGAAACAUGACCCGCCAACAACCUAAAGCUUUUCACCCUAUUGGCUGUGAAGACCUGCAUCUUGUAUGUGAUGGAGAAGACAUGAAGGCUGACCUCUGGUGCCAAUGCUUUCCCAACCAAUUCUCCUUCUCUUUGCCAACUUCUGCAAAAAGUGCCUACAGUUUCAUGGGACACAGUGUUGUUUGCAAGUUGCCGUUCCGCAGUGGGAUAGGUGUCUGUUGUGGUGUUUUCAGUUCAGCUCUGGCUAUUUUCUUUUUUUUAAGGAAAAGAGGCAGGGGUUCUAAACAUCGUUUCAAAGGUUCUUCAAAACGACCCACCUCUGCUUGGUUCUACAGUAUUUUCCAGAGUCUGGAUAUGUGCCCAUUUUUGAGCAACUUUAAUUUUGCAGCUCAUGGAGCAGUCCUGCAGUUAAGUGAGGGAACACAGGUGAACAAUGCAACCCCGUUGUAAGAGAUCUUUGGAUAUUAUUGAGUUUUCACUUUCCAGGGGCAGAUUUCAGUGUUACUAAAAAGAUAUCCUGUAAAAAAUUUAUAUACCUGGAAAGGGGAAGGUAGUGGAAAUGAAGUACAACUGAAAUGGGGUAUUGUUAAUAUACGUUUGCUAAAUGCCCAAUCAAAACUGGACCAACAACGAGUUGUAUCAGCCUUGGUACAGCAUCAGAAACAAUGAUCUGAAGCAGCUGUUGCAGGUACAUAGCACUGGCACAAUAUGCCAAGUAAAUCGCUCUACCUGAGCCACUGAUUAGGACUGGGUGUGAAUUAUUGUCAAGCGUUUUUCAAAACAUAUGUUGCACUGGUGCAAGAAGUAGCAAGUGUAGGGGAUAUUUGUGGUAUGCAACAGGAUCCAGUUGGCCUGGUAUAAUAACAACAACCUCCCCCCCCCGCCCCGAGCAUUGUGUUGCAGUGGCACUAGAGUGCUGUGCAUCCUUUGGCUUCACUUCUGGCAACUUGUGGUGCACUUGCCAAAAAGGUUGGCCAUCAUUGAUGCAAACUAUAAUUUUAGGUGAAAAUUAGAGGGUUACAUGUACACUUAAACACACGCACAAACAUACACAGCACCAGCAAUUUGUUCAGGUGUAUUACACUACACUGGGCAAAUACUGCCCAAUUACAUUAUUUCACUGAGUUAGUGAGGAGUUGUAAAAACAGUAUAGAGACCUUGAGCAAGUCCUAUAUAAAAACUUAGCUAAUGGCUGCAAACUUUAAGAUGAACAGGCCUACUUCCCCCAAUAAUGAAUUCUAGUCUUCUAUAAGACAAGCCCAUAGCUAGAUUGUGACUGAAGGAGCUGCAUAAUCUGGAAAACAAUGGAUGAGGUCGAAAUAGUGGGAUGGUAGGAUAACCACUUUAUUUAGUGCUGGAUUACAAGGCAGCGUAAGAGGAAUUGUGGUGAAAAAUGGUGUUGCAUAACAAACAUAUAGUAACACUUUCUUGAAAUAUUAUGCUUAUAUACACCACAGUCUUUAGCUUUGGGCUGAAUAUCUGGUUGUGGCCUCAUGUUGUUCUGUAUUGAGUACUUUAGCGGUAGAGUACAAAUGUAAAUAAAUAUGAUUCUUCAAGGCAAGGUGUGUAUGUUUCAUGGUAUAUACUGUGUGUGCGCAUUACAUUAACACACAAAACAAAUAUGCAUUUGAGCGUGUACUAUAGUAUAGCCUUUCCCAGCUUGGCUUGUUGGACUCCAACUCCCAGUCAGCAAAUCCAGUGGUCAGGGAUAAUGAGAUUUUUAGUCCAGCAACAUCUGGAGACUGAAGGUUGGGAACGACUGCUAUAGUACAUAGUAUUUCAGCUAAGCAAAUCCAUUCCACAACAAUCUGAAGUUGUUGGCCCGUCUAGUUUUGAAAGCUUAGAAUGCUGCUAAAGGAUCCAGCAAUAUCUGGUUCAAAGUACAAUGGAAAGACAUCAAGUCAAGUUUAUUUUUCUCCUGCCAUUUUUAAAAGAAACAAGCUUUCAGGAGGGUGUAACUAAGUAAGUUAAACUUGGGUCCCAUUAAAAAAAGUUAAUGACUUCUGUUCCGCUGAUUUUUGUGGAGCCUAAGUUCAGCUAACUUCAUAUGGCUACAGCUGUAUGGCCUUAAGCAGAGAAAUAGAAAGGAGGAGGGGCAGAUAGAUACUGAAGCAGAAAAGGUAAACAGAUUUAAUUUAAGGAAGCAUAGUUCUCAUGAAAAGCUAUUGGAAAUCAAGCCUGCAAAUUUUGUCUUUUCAUAUAUAAAAAACAACAAAAACCUCAUACCUAAGAGUUUCUAGUCAACUUGGAGAAACAGCCAGGACACCUGAAUUAAGCGCUACAAAAUGGACAGCAAUGAUGGGUGUUUCCUUUUCAUAUCUGAAAAUUGUAGUCCGAAGUGGAUCGCAAAAUAGCCUCAUUGGAGUCAAUAAUAGGGGUUGGGGUGUCCUAAACUGCCAGCUGAGCCUGUUUAGCUUUGCAAUGCAACUGUGCCCUAAUACUGUACAGCCUUGUAUGCGGUACUCCCCCUGACUGGUGGGAGUUGUCCAAACCCCCUGAAGGGCACCAGGUUGGUGGAGGCUUCUUUAGCACCAGCCAGGGCUGUCACCCAAUUAAAAGCCAAAAACCCCCUUGGUUGUAUUAUUUUCAGUUGACCCAAAUCUGCAUACAUUAGUACUGAAGAAAAAAGAAGUCUUAUUUGGGGGUCUGGGUGGAGGAGAAGGAACAACGAAAAGCAUUAUUUAGCUCUUCUGCAACCAGGAUUUUAAACUGUUGCUCAUAUUCACAUAAAGUAAGGUUGUGGAUGAUGUGGAUUUUCAUCCCUUUUUGGAAGAGAAUGUGUGUGUGUUGGGGAGAAAAUGAAUGCCUACUUGCCUUCUGCUUCCCUUUCUGGCUGGUUCAGUUCUUAACAUACUUUUUACUCCCUGCUGCUCCCUUUGAAUGCUGGGUGUGAGCUCCUCAGGGCAAUGGCAGGAUAAAUAUGUUUAUUAAAAAAUCUACCACCCUAAUUGCUCAGGGGCACCUUCUUAAUCAAACUGAUUAGUCAGCUAAACGUUGUAGCUUUGUUUGACCUAACAACCCUCCUUACUUUCACUAGCAAAUGGAAGGGAAUGAUGUAUGUCUAUGAAGCGCCUUUUGAUCUUAGUCUCCCUUUUAUGAUGGGAAGCCAUGCGUGAUGAUAACGUUGAAUUCCGUCCAUGUACUUGCCAAUAAGAAUUUCAUAUUGUAUGUUGAUUGUAUGAAGGCCAUCACCCCCCCCCUUCUGCCAAGGUUGUGUUAUUUAAGGUUUGCUGUUUUAUUGUACAAACAUUUGCUGUAUCAGAGUAGAAACCAAAUCCUUAAUGGACAGUCAAUGAGUAGAAACACAUGAACUUAACCAGUUUCUCUGUUAUCAGAUGAUCAUUGCAGUUUUGAAAAUCAGACGUACAUGCCCUGUCAUGCUUUACCACUGUCUGCUAUGAGAUCACAAAGAACCAAAUUGCACCACUUGGAUGUGGUAGUAAUAGGCUUGUGCAUUUGUGAUCUUCCUCGUUAGCUCCACUGACUUGCCAGACAGCCAAAUUUACUACUCUUGAUUGGCUACAGGAGAAGGAUUUGGAAUUGUACAGUGGUACCUUGGUUCUCAAACCUAAUCCGUUCCGGAAGUCUGUUUCAAAACCAAAGUGUUCCAAAACCAAGGUGCACUUUUCCAUAGAAAGUAAUGCAAAAUGGAUUGAUCCAUUCCAGACUUUUAAAAGCAACCCCUAAAACAGCAAUUUAACAUGAAUUUUACUAUCUAAUGAGACCAUUGAUCCAUAAAAUGAAAGCAAUAAUCAAUGUUCUGUACUAUAAAAUAAAUAAUACAGUAUUGUAGAUUAUAUAUAAUUAAAUUAUUAUUUUCCCUUACCUGCACUGAUGAUAGCCAUUGUUUGGAUGGAGGGCUUUUAUCCAUUUCCACAGUCAAUCAAUCAAUCAAUCAAUCAAUCGCUGAACUGCGUUCCACCCAGUCACAAAAACAAAUUAACUGAAAAAGCCUCAAAAACAAAAACACAAAAGAAAUAGCAAAAACAAAAGCACUAAACUUAAUCUGUUCUGGAAGUCUGCUUGACUUUUGAAAUGUUCGAAAACCAAGGCGCAGCUUCUAAUUGGUGCAGGUGCCCCAGAAACAAUAGGCGACAACCACGUCGGACGUUCAGCUUCUGAAAAACAUUCAAAAACCAGAACACUUCCGGGUUUUCUAUGUUUGAGAACCAAAGCGUUUGAGUACCAAGAUGUUUGAGAACCAAGGUACCACUGUAAUUCCUUUCGUUAUUUUCCAUGGCAAUUUUUAUUGCCAUUUAUGGUAAGACCAUGAAGCAUCACUUGGAAGAGGAUAGGAAAUAAUCCAUAGAUCAUUGUAUCACUGGAAAUGUAUUAGAGAAGAACUGUUUUUAUUUUGGAGAACUGGAGGAAAACCGAGGCCUCUGAGCCCUAUUUACAUGCGCCUACGCAUUUGAUAAGAAUUGCACGAGGGGUGGAAGGAGACUGGGCUCAGUGGCUUCACCCCCUUUCUUACAACUCUGUCGGCUUGGCUCUACUACUCUCCAUGAAUUGGGGCUGAAGGUCUGUGGUCUGCUGCACACGUGUCAUUUAGAGCUGAUUGCAUGAUUAAGAAUGUGCAAAUGGGACUUUAGUACAUCUUUCAUAAGACUUCAAAAUGAUGUUGAUGUAGGGCUUCAGCUACCCCCUACUCAGGUAGUCAAGGUAUUGGAUUGUCUACUGGUACUUUUUAAGUUCCUGGUUUUAAUUCAUUUUCCAUGAAUACAUUUUCUUCACCUCUUUCCUAAUACGGUGAAGGGUCAAGGCUGUGAUCUUUGUAAGAUUUAGUAGAAACUCUUUUCUGUAUGUGUUCCAAAGAAAGCAGAUGUGUAUGAAGAAAUUCUAAGUGCUCUUGUAAGUUUUAUUUAAUGAACCAACAUUUGGAAAUGUACUUUGCUCUGUCUGUAUAUAUUCAUGCAAUAUAUAUUUUCAGCCUCUGAGAUUUCCUUCUCUUCCCCCGGCUUUCCCUCCUAACAUUAUAAUAUGCAACAUGUGCAAAAUUAAAAAUUCAGC